GGAACCAAUCAAAGAGCGUAGAGCCGGCGCUGGGGUUCCCUAUUGGUCCCUGUGCCCGUCAUUCAUUGCGGCAUACCCCUGUAAAGCAGUGGUGAACACUGGCUGGCAGCAGAGCAGAAAUGUGAAGAUAUAUGCCAUGCAACUCCACCGGGUAAGGAUCUGUUUAGGUUUUACGAGUUGCUUCUUGGCUUAUAGCCUACCUACUGCAGUUGUGAGUUCGUGAAACGCAGUUAUCUUUUAUAUACUUAUACAAAUAGAACUAGUUUUAGGUUACUGUGAUGUUUUUAGCAAUGGCAUUUUAAUUUCUGACGAAUUAAACUGAAUAUUUAUUGAUUUGUUUUGCCAAUAUGCUGCAGAAACCCUGCAGGAAAGCGUGUUUAUGCUGCAGUUCAAACACUGAUCAUUGCUCUUGUGUUUGCUUGCAAGGUGACAAUAACCCGCGGGAUUAUGUUAUGAUGUAAACAGUACAGAGGUUUUGCGGAAUAUCAGGCAGGAAAGCACUGAAGGACGUGCAAAGAAUUGUGCUUGCUGUGCUUGCAAAUGUCUGAAAUGCCAGCGACAGCACUGGGGCUCUUCUCUGCAUGUGUCGUCACCUUGUUUGACACUCAGCUUUUAUGCGGCAGCUUGUGAAAUGUUGAUGAAAUUGUGUUUCAUGUAGUUGGACAGCAAUGUCGAAGAGGACGAGGAUAGGGGACAGGGUUAGGAAGAGAAGUUUUAUCAGAAUUACAAGUCAAUCCAUGUUGGAUUACACAGCUUCAAUUCUUGCUUAUGAAAUAGGUUUGUUUGGAAAUGUAGAGGGCCCAUUGAUGCAGAAGAAGCAGUACAGUUUGGUAAAGCAUCAAAUCUAGCUUUAAAAUGAGCCUUUAGGAUGUCUACUAUAGGCUAUGUUGAAUUUCAGUCUUAAACUCAAAGACUUAAUCAUUCUCCAAAGUGCAUAAAAGUCAAUAGAAGAUUUAUCAUGUUAUUGAGCAUUUCAGCAGAUUUACAGCUCUGUGCUACUUUCUCUCUGACAGCAUAUGGACAGGCCACAUAUCCUCCUCUGCAGCCCAAGCACAGUCACUCAGCCUGGGGCCUGGCCACUUUUCUUUCCCUAGACUGCUCCAGUGAUUAACAUGCCACCCAUCAUGGAGGGCACACACACCGUGUUGCUCCUAUACGCACCCAUCCGUGAGCUAAGCCACAUCAGCUUGUAUUUUCCCAAGAGGCGGGCCAGGGGUUUCAAGUACAAGAGCCGCGCCCCUCAUUCAGAGAAGUUCACUAAUGACCAUGACUGGGGAAAGGAGGAUCUUGCCAUGUCCGAACAAAGAGGCCAGUCUUCAGACUUCUCAGGCAAACUGCUCAACUCCCAGGAAGCAAUCGCAGAGUUCUGCUGGCUGGCGGCGGAGCAUCACCAGUUGCUCGUGGAUCUCUUAUCGCUGUGUAGAGUUUGCGCCAAUAAAGUCAGAAUGGGAAACCAGGAAGGGAAACUCCAGGAUUUCAUGGAGGGUCAGGAGGUUCACCUUGGAGGUCAGAGUCUCAGUGGCACCAACGUUCUUCCCACAGGGCCUCCAGAGCAGAAGAAAGUUACAUCUAAGAGCAAAAAACUAAAGAAGCUGGGAGGCAAAAAACUGGACAGUGCUGAGGAUUUUCUGCACAACAAGAUAAAGAAGAAAGUUUCAAGUGGAACUUUAUCAAAUGAGCUUCCAUCUCAAAACGGUUUGUCUAAAUCUUCAACCUCAAAAGUGAAACAGAUCCCAGGUGCUUCUUCAUCUGUCCACGUCUCUGACAGCUCAGUCACCGGCUCUUACGUCAGUGCUGUCAGUAACCCCAUCCUCCCCAUGGAAGAACCCUUCCAAAUCGGGCGGGAGGGUUGGGACUUCAUGGAGGAUAAUCGUGCUUUUGAUCCUGACAUGGAUUUCUACACUGACUUCUCUGAGUAUGACGGGGAGCUGGGUUACGAGUCAUCAUUUUGCAGCCUGAUGGAGGGUCUGACCCGACGAGAAAGUGGCAGCAACCUUCGACCAAUUAAAAUGUUUGAUUCUUUAGAUGAGACUCUAUCUGACAAUGCAUCAACUGCAAAAGAAAUCAGCGUGGAUAAUCCAGGAGUCAGGGUGGUGGCCAAAGUACAGGAAGUGGAAGGGAGACUGCACCAUGUCAAUCAUACAAGCCUAGACAUGGAAGGGCCGUCCAUGGUAAAUCCGGGGCCCAGUAACUGUAAGCAGGCGUAUGGCAAGUGGAAAGGAACAAAUCAAGGGGAUGUCAAUAGAGAAAAGACAAGUCGAAAACUUUCUGAAGGGCUACGGCUGCCUCUGUCCCACACAAACGAACCUCACUCUACCAAAUCUCAUCUAAAGAGCCCCUCUUCACCCUCUCUCGCUGGUGUUUUUAACACUUCCUUCCCUGCCUCUAACAGCCUUCAGAGCAUGUCCCCACUGUCCUCCAAGCACACAAGCCCACAGCUAAACCACCGCAUCGUGCUGCUCUCGGAUAAGGAUGUAGACGCCGAGCAAGACAGCUCCAGCAACACAGAUGAGUCUAAAAUCUUCACAGAGGUUAUUGACAAGAACGGCAACAAACGCACCAUCACCCGUCUGGAUUUGAACCUCAGCAGGCGGCCGAGCAGCACCAAGUGGAACUCCUCCAGCAACUCCACAACAACAGGUGAGCUAUUAGAUCUUACAAUGUUCCUGUUUGAACAGUGGCACUUUCAUCAUCCUAGGAGUGUGAAACAGCUGUCAACACACACCCUUCAUCUGGCAGGUGCUGGAUUUCAAAAAGCAGAACAAGAAAAGGAUUUCUUGAGAGUGUGUGUGUUAAGACCUGCUGCCUCAGGUGGUUUUUUAAAAUACCCUAGAAAUCUUCAACCCAACGUUGUUUCUUCUGAAUAUUUUCCUAGCAAUGUUUUUAAGUCUGAAUAUCAUCCAGCCCAGCCAAUGAGUCUGAUUUUGCACAGAAUGUCUCCUGUAGUCUAGUUUUGGACUGCUGUGGCCAAGAUGUGUGACCACAAAUUAAAAGCUACCCAACAGAGUUGCACAAAGGGGCAACCAGGACCCUGAGAAUAGCAGAGAUUAGCUUGAGUGUCUCAGAUCAAAGGCUCAGAGUUGACACAGAGUUUGACCUGAUCAGGCUUCUUACGAGCGCCUUGUUAACUGAAGCAUUGCCAAUUUGGAUGUCCAGUGAUCUACUGCCCCUCCCUUUUAAAAUCCACAUCCAGUUCACAGCAAACUGACAAAGGAUUAGGGACCAAGCAGGCUCAAGGGUAUAAGUCUUUUUGCAAGACUGUUUCCCUUACCUUUAUCUUACGCCAGCAGUGAUAGAAUAAGUUGUGUAAAUGGUUUAACACACUUAUAAAAUACACACUUAAGGCUCGAAGUUUAUGACCUUUUGCUUCUCCAUCAGUAAGCAAAGUUAAUGCUUGGGCUUGAGGCUGCAACAUCAUUGCAGUAGCUUACUCUGCAUUGUUGUUAAUCAUCCUUUCAGCCGUACUGACACAAUCUUAGUUUCAUUCUGUACUGAAAACAGACCGCUCUGCAUUGAUUAUGGGCAGUUUGACCCCCAAUCACUGAGCGACAGUGUAUUUUUAGUGAUCCUCCAGAGUUUGUAAUUUGUUAUAUCAUAGAGAAGCACCAGCUGAACACAUACAGGACAUCCAGAAAUGCUGAGCUCAGCAGCAGCUGGAGGGUGAAGGAGAGCUGAGCUGUGUGAAGCUAAGCUAAGCUAACAGUAGACAGGGCCCAGUGUUUACGACCCGGCUUUGCUCAUGUUGAUGAAUUGGAUCAAUCCUCACUGAAAUUAAACCAACCCUGUUGGUCCUCACUUAGGCAUGCACACACAAAGAUGCAGUCACUAGCACACACCCACACGUUUUAGAUCGCUCCUCUUUGUUAUGAAAUCAAAAGCUAUUUUUAAUUUCCUGAGCAUGGCUUCAGAAAAAUGUACUGAUCCUUUUUCAGAUGUGCUGGUGUGUCAUUAUGACCCAUAAUCUGCUUGUAUGAAACCCUAACAACCAUGUCCACUAACAUUGUUACUACCCUGAUGUUUCAUAUUGCACAAGCUUAAACCUCAAUCUCUAAAAAAAAGCCUCUAAUCAAUUCCGCUGCAUUUUGGCGCUUUUCUUUGAUUGUCCUUGUGUUGCUUGAUAAUUGAGCGCGCUUCAGAUGUAAACACAGAUAAACAGACAUCACAGGGUCCAGCUGGAAGGACUAAGUGGGUCAUUGUGAAGCUGGGUUCUUCAUGGCUUGCAAAUGCUGUACUAAUUAUGCGGGCUCUCUAAUCUCCCAGACUUUUAGUGCUUAUUAAUGGAUGCGAUUAUUAUGCUGAUAGGAAUGGUUGUUUUGAAGUUAUUAAUGAUCUUAUUUGCUUCAUGCGCUAAUGCGGUUAUGUCACAGUCUGUAACCUUACUAAAGGUGCGAGGCUAUGUGUGUGGGAAAUAUGUGUGUAGCUGCAGUAGUAGCUAACAAAGGCCGUUAAAUAUGUGCAGGCUAUAUCUUUUAGCUAAUAAAAUCAAGCUAGAACACAAUAUUUUAGCAACUGUUUGAGAUGGAAUGUAAACAUUUUCAGAAAACUUAUUUUUAUGCAUCUAUCAGGGACGUAGCAACAUUAGCAUUAGUCUAAAGUUGUUAUUGCGGCUUCCUACCAGUUUAAGGACAUAUUUGGCUCUUAAAUGUUGAAUUUUCCACUAUUUUCUCGUCAGUCACUAAAUAGUAGCAUUCCUAGUAGAUUUUUUAUCCUUUUAUAUGGUCUAUGACCAAAAACAGAUUUCUGAAUGGUGAUACUGAGCCAAGGAAAUCCCCUGGUGAAGAGCCUGAGACCAAAACAGUGAGCUGUACAAAUACUACAGAGCUCUAAGGAGCUACAGUCGAACCACUAUCACUAAUAGUGUCCCAUGUCCCAUUGAACUUGGUGAUUUGGUCUGGUUGUAGUUUGAAAAUACUGAGUACAGUUGCUGUAAAAAUAAAUCUCUAUUUUUGACCCAUCAGUCACUCUUUCUCCCUUUUAUUGUCGAGCAUAUGCCUGGCAAUACCAUAAUCAGAUUACUCAAAAGGAUCCAGCAAGGUCAUAUGGAACUGAUCAGUGCAGCGCAAGAGUGCUUCUCCCUGCUUCCCCUGCUAGCUGUCAGUCAACACAAAAUACCCCGCUAUGCAACAAUGUUCCUACCGACAAGAACAAGCGCCAGCUCUGUCCCGAUAAUGAAGUGGAUUCUGCCAAAACAGGCUAAGAGCGUGUCCCUCCCAGUCUGUCUCACACUGUUGCUCUUAGCUUCAUUCUGCAUUCAGAGGAACAGAGCACAAAGGUCCUCCUUGUAUAACAAGUAACUUGUUUUCUUUAAUAAAUGACCUCAAUACCAACAUAGUGGUAAAUGUUAGCUAUCCCACUCAUGCGUCUUGGUACGGGCCGGCAUCCAGUAACAGGUUUCUACAUAAUGUUUCACUGUUUCAGACUGGAGCAAAUUUAGCAAAAUUUCCUACCACUCCGUAAUCUGCCAGGCUCAAUAAAAGCUCAGCCUCCUCAUCCUCAGCCCCGUAUAAACCAGUCAGACUGUAGAGCUACAUUUCCAGUGACUAACGGUGAGUCUGUGGGAACCAUGUCAAGCUACAUUACCACUGUGGCCCUCAGAGCAUCACAGCACUCUUCCACAAGCUUCCAAGCUGCUGCUGCCCUCUACAUGGGCUUUAAAACUGACAGCUAAACCAUUAAGUCUAUCAGUCAGCCUGACAGCCAUACAGCCACUAACCCAGAAGGAUGCUAAAACUAAUGGGUGAUUUGAAAGUCCUGCAUUUUCAUGAUUAAUGUAAAAAUCUAUGAUCCUCCAGUCUGGCCAAAAGUGAUAAAGGGUGGGAGUCUGAGCCUGACGGAUACACUAAACAUGCCACAUGGCCCCAUUUUUUUCUACUUUGACUGAUGGGUUAAUAGGUUUUGAGUGGCUGAAAUAUGGCAUGCUGUUUGAGUGACUGUAAUAAGAGAAAUAAGGGUAUGUAUGAGAGGGAGGGGUUGGACUGUUUGGCCUGCAUGUUUUGCACAAAAGUGCAGCAUGUACUGGCAUCAUAGUGGAGUUUUGCACCAGGAUUACCAGGUCUGUGUUUGAUACAAACAGUAUUGACUUGCAAGAACGUUGUCAAGAGAAAAGAAGUGUUUUACUUUAAUACACAAUCAAAUGCAAAAAUAAAAAAAACAUACUUCAAAGUGCAACCAAAAGUCUCCUCUUGGACUGGCAUGGUAUUUCUCAAGUUACUACACUGCGUUCCAAAUUAUUAUGCAAUAUAUAUUAUAUAUUUUUAUCAGAUUUUCUAAAUUGCCAAUGCAAAUGACAGUCAGCAUAAUUUUCAAGUCCUUAACCGUUACAGUAUAAUUUAAAUGUUAUUGAACAAACCUCCCAAUGAUAACAGUAUUUUUUUCAAAAAGGUUGUGUUUCUGGGCCCACUGCAACCGUUUCUGCUUGUGAAAUUUUUUUUAGGGGUGGCCAUAUAGAAGGUUGAUGCAUGACUGCAAGCCUCUGGAGGAUCCUACAGUUUGAUGUUCGGGGACUCCAGAGACAUCAGCAGCUUCAAAUAUCUGUUUGCUGCUUUGUAAUGGCAUUUUAGCAGCUGUUCUCUUAAUCCGAUGUGUUUGUCUGACAGAAACCUUCCUCAUUGUGCCUUUAUCUGCACAAACCCGUGUGUGCUCUAAAUCAGCCACAAAUCUCUGAUUAUAAGUUUUCGUGAAAUAUUUAAGGUUUUCAUACCUUGAUCAAGGCAUUCAACUAUUUCAUGCUUUUCAGCAGCAGAGAGAUCCUUUUUCUUUCCCAUAUUGCUUGAAAAUGGUGGACUGCUUAAUAAUGUGGAACGCUUUUUCCCUUACCUGGGCUCACCUGACAAACUAAUUACCACAGGUGUCUGAGAUUGAUUUCAGUGAUCCAAAGAGCCCUGAGACACAGUACCAUCCAUGAGUUUAAUCGAAAAACAAAAAAUAUAACCUGUAUGACACUUACAGACAAUUUGCAUAAUAAUUUGGAAUGCAGUGUAUUUAGACAGUAAACAAAGGUAGCAGGAGCUACCUGUCACAGGAAGCCCCAGAAAGCUGACUGAUGCCUCCUAUAGAUCAGUAGAUUUAAACAGACUGAUUAGGGCCCGAGCGUAGCUGCUAAGCAGCUGCGAGAGCCCUCUUGUUCCUGAUGGAUUCUUCUUUCGUUAUUUUUCCUCCGCUUUAAACUGGAAAAUGGCCCACUUCCCACUGGCGAAAACUCAGGAAAUUUGGCAGGACGACCGGGCCUGGUGAAAAAUUCGAUAUUCUGAAGUCGCCCAAACAAAAAAAUGAAAAAUGGCUCCAUAGCGCCCCCUAUGGUGAAAACUCACCUGACGCCUGUACGCUUUGUCAAAAUGACACAAAAAUUGACACACAUGUGUAUCUCAAUAAGAUCUACAAAAAAGUCAGUGCGGGCGUAUCUGUCAAAUGUACCGUUAAAGGGCUAUUUCGCAUUUUUUGCCGAUCCGCACACAUUGGAAUUUCGCUAACUCCUCCGAAGGCUUUCCUUCCACCGGCACCAAAUUUGCUCAGGCCAAUCUACACCCCAUGGCCAUUAAAAGUUGUACAAAUCAUGACGCUGCACCCCACGGUUUAGGUUCUAGGGGGCGCCAAAGAUAACCCAAAAAGCCACAUUCUUAAAAGUCUUAUAACUUUUUAUUUUUGUCCUCACUGGCCCCCAAGUUUUCUAGGAUGAUGCAAUGUCCAGCCAUCAACACAUUUGUGAAGAAAUUUUUACUCCCCAAAAGAGCGCCCCCCCAUGGCAGUAGAAAAAAGUCCAUUUUUUCUUGUCCCCUAAGGUGAAAAUACACAUUGUUGAGUGUCACGCCUAAACGCUUUGUCAUAUUGACACAAAAUUUGACAAUCAUGUGUAUCUCAAUAAGAUCUACGAAAAAGUCAAAGAGCGCGUAUCUGUAUAAUGUACGGUAAAAGGGCUAUUUUGCAUUUUUUGCCGAUCCGCACACAUUGGAAUUUCACUAACUCCUCCGAAGGCUUUCAUUCCACCGACACCAAAUUUGCUCAGGCCAAUCUACACCCCAUGGCCAUUAAAAGUUGUACAAAUCAUGAUGCUGCACCCCACGGUUUACGUUCUAGGGGGCGCCAAAGAUGACCCAAAUAUCCACAUUCUUAAAAGUCUUAUAACUUUUUAUUUUUGUCCUCACUGGCCUCCAAGUUUUCUUGGACGAUGCAAUGUCCAGCCAUCAACACAUUUGUGAAGGAAUUUUUACUCCCCAAAAGAGCGCCCCCCCAUGGCAGGAGAAAAAAGUCCAUUUUUUCUUGUCCCCUAAGGUGAAAAUACGCACUGUUGAGUGUCACGCCUGUACGCUUUGUCAAAAUGACACAAAAAUUGACACACACAUGUAUCUCAAUAAGAUCUACGAAAAAGUCAAUGCACGCGUAUCUGUCAAAUGUACGGUUAAAGGGUUAUUCCGCAUUUUUUGCUGAUCCGCACACAUUGGAAUGUGGCUAACUCCUCUGAAGGCUUUCGUUCCAUCGGCACCAAAUUUGCUCAGGCCAAUCUACACCCCAUGGCCAUUAAAAGUUAUUCAAAUCAUGACGCUGCACCCCACGGUUUACGUUCUAGGGGGCGCCAAAGAUGACACAAAUAUCCACAUAUUUCAAAGUCUUAUAACUUUUUAUUUUCGUCCUCACUGGCCUCCAAGUUUUCUAGGAUGAUGCAAUGUCCAAAUAUCCACAUUCUUAAAAGAAUCUACAUCCCCCCCCCAUCCCCCAAGUUUUUCCUGCCCAUCACUCAAUGGCUCAAUCGCAUCGCUCUCCCGGCAACACCGUAAUGAGGAGCAACUUGCCGUUUGGAUAUAUCCUAGCUGUGUUUGUGCCCUCACUCAUGGUCCAGACUUUUUUCAAAUAGGACAUGUAGUUUGUCUGCAGCGAGUGUUUUGGUAGAAACUGCGCCUCCCAUUCAUUAUAAUGGGAAAUGACCACAGACAAGUGCGCACACCAUCUUUGGACCUUGAGUGUGACGCGAUCGGGAGGGGGAGGCGGUCGCGCUGGGGGCGGCUCGACGCGGCUCGGGCCCGACAGUGCCCCACCGGGGCCCUAGUUUCAAGAUUGUUUUUGUGAAUUUCCAAGAAAUGGUGAAGAAGUCAUGAUACUUGUUUGAAACUGAACAGGACUGCAGUCAGGGGUGUCAGGGAUUGCCCCAAAGGUCUCUACUAUGAUUUGCUAAUAGCUUUGUUAGAGUACAGAUUUAUGUCAAAACCAAAAGGUUGGACUGUAGUUUGGGACAGGGCUUGCUGUCUUUUGUUGGUAUUAACAAUUUUAGAAAAGUACUUCACACAUCUAUUUCAUUAAACAGCUGCACAGAAGAGGUUGAGUCUGCAAAAAUCUGCAAACCAAACCCCUGCACACUGUCUAAAAUCAAUAUUUUAGGCAAUAUUUUGGUGGGAUUAUGAACAAAUGUCAUUUUGAAGGACAGUAAAGAACUUUCCUUGCAUUUUAAAGUACUUUGGAUUGGGACUUAAAGUCCUUAAGAGUUUAGCUUUAAUUUGCUUCAAUUGAUAUGUUGCUGCUCUACUGUAUUAUCCAAGUUCCUGAAGUCUAUAGGAGAGUCAUUAUGCAAGUUCAAUCAAGCAUUUAUUUAACUCUGAAGUAACUGGAAUGAUGAAGGGGUCAACAACAUUUGAAUAUCAGGUAUUAGUUUAUACCAUAUGUGACAAUUUGUAAAGGAAAAAAAACUGUACUAGAAAUAGUUCAAGAUUUGUUGUGAUUUCAGAGAGCUUUUAGGUUUUAAAGAUCAACUUUGUGUUGCAGUGUUUGAUUUCUUGUGUACAGUGACAGCCAGAGUGACAGGUGGAUUAAUCCAUCACCAGGAAUAACACCCACCUGCCAGGAUCAGACAUGAGAUGUGUUUCUGAGCUGCCUAGGACAGAGUUAUUCCUCUGCCGAAACAUUAAUGCCAACGUUGGCACAUGAACGCCGAAUCUGUCUGACAGCUGCUCACUCACACGCCGUGAUUUACACUGUCAGAUCACUGAACUGUCAAUCAACGCCCGUCUGUUUGCUCUAAGAAAAAAAAGGCACCUGUGUGCACUUGAGAUGUCUUAAAGUCUCUAUGAAAGUACAGUGAUAUCACUUCACUACAGGGCAGUGUUGGGGAGCAGUACUUGUUUUGAAGGAUGGAUGCUGAGUUGAGUUGGAAUUAUAUAGUUAGCCCUGCAUUAAACAGCACAAUCCCAUCUGCAGCUGUGUCCCCUCUAUUAUGGAUGGACACUGUGAUUGAGUCCUGAGCUAGCUUUUAGAGCAGCAGGGAGGGAGAUUAAAAUGCAAUAAGCUCACAAUUUUCCUCAGAGCUAAGCUCACUGUGUGUGCAUGCAGACUAGCCUAGUGCCAUUACAUAAUGCAUUUAAAUGUUGCUUCUCAAUAUCUGUUUACUGUCAUUGCAUGGCAGUGAUUUCAUAUCUUAACCACGGCUCAUUUAGAGUAUGCAGCAGGACAGAGAGCUUCACUGCAGCGUGUUUGACAACAGGCAAAAUGACAUGCAUUUCCCUGCCUCCCCAUGUGAGGGCAGUGUGGGUCAACUUGUGCAUAUUUUAAUCAUUAACUCUGUGGCUGUUAAUCAGGGUGCAUACAUAGAAGUAUUCAGUGGAAAGACAAUUUUUGCUAGUCAUUAAAUGCUACAGCAAAAAGGCACUUACUGUUGUUCGUGCUGUUUGCUUCAUGUAAUUAAUAAUUUAGUCACCACAAGGAGUUGUUGAGAGAGCUGUUUCUGAUCAGCCAUGUCUUUUCUUGGCAUGCACUCAGCCUAACUCUGCAAUUGGAAAAGGCCCAGGCAACAGUCAGCAGUUCCCACUGCAGGCCCGUGCAGCACUGCAUUAUGAUAAUGAAAAGUUAUUAAUCUAAUCCUGUUUUUUUCUGCUGUCCAAGUCUGAGAUAACUGGAGGGACUGCGGGUGCUGCUGCUGCUCUUUCCUAAUGACUGAUAGUGAUUGAAGCUGAAUUUCAAUGCUUCCAUUUUUUUUAACAAAGCACCCCCCACCCACCCCCUCCUCUUCUGUAGUCUCUCAUAACUGAAUUAAAAGCAUUUGGCUGGGGCUCAGACUCUGUGAAGCUGCACAGGGGAACUUCCAAGUCCUGCUGGGCAGUAUUGCAGGGAUACUGAAUGCUCUUUUCAAGGAUACUCACGGCAGAGGAAGGUUAGCAGGUUAUUGAACAGAAAGUGACAUGCCUUUUUCUUGUGUUUUCAGCUCAGAUUUCUGCUCAAGGUGCUCAAGGUGUUGUCUUACAGCUGGAGGAAAUUGAGGUCAUCUCGCCCCAAGAUACAUUCCCAUCCCCCUUCUCAGUCCCACUUUGUUCUCUCCUCCCUCUUCACCUUCUUUUCAUCCUCCAUAAUCUUUCACUUCCCUCAUGGUUAUCUCCAAAUCUAUGCUAUUUUCUUUCUGCGUGACUUGAUAGGUAAUGAAUCAAGGCAUGAUUUAUCAUGUUUCUAUACAUGUGAGAGGAAUGUGAAAGCAACUACUCCUCUCUAGCAUCAGCAGCAGAGCUUCUUUCCUGGUUCCUGAUGUUAAUUCCAUGUGAUUUGCUCAGGGGCCUUACACAUGGGGAAGGCUGUGUCUGCAGUGUCACUGAGCACUAAAUAUUAAAGGCCUGAUGCUCUAAAAAGCAAAAAGCAAUCUUCUCCUGCUUACUGCUGCAGACCUUUUGAUAUGAAAUCACCUCGUUUAAGCAUAUUGUUCAGCAUCUUUCAUCAUAAUUUUUUCUCAUUAUCCUCUGCGUGAGUGCCUGGCCAGAAGAAAGCAUAGUUUUUUUGUAAAUAGAUGGCUAAAGGCACACCCAUCAGCCUCCAGCUUCAGUGUAGCACAGUGUUACUGCUGAACAACAGCAUAGUACACAUUUCUUGAGCACAAAUCAAUACCAGUCUGUGGUAUUUGCUUUUUGAGGCCAGUGCUCUCUGGUCAUUUUUACAUUUACUGGAUCAGUGUGGCUCUCUGCUGGUGAUGAUAAAUGGAACUGGGCCGGUUAAGUGCAGAUAAAAAUAGCCGCGUGCCCUCAAGCCUCCAGCAAGCUAGGGUCUCAGUCUCUCUGCCAGCUUGAUGCUGAAAGGCUCUGAAGUCUGUUUCCUAACUCACUCAGUUUUACUUACCUGCGCAGGUGACACAGGAACACAUUUAGCCUCAGCCAAAGCUGCUGAAGUCGCCUUGACACAACUUUCGUGCUGGAGUGUUUUUUUAGAUGUGCACAAACAUAUCAGUAGUUAGCCUCAUAUGUAUGCCUUUUGUAAGGUCUUGGCUUUGAAAACAGCUUUGGCUAUAUAGUUACUUUUGCUUUUAUAGUAUAAAUCCCACCCAAAUGUAUUUCCAACCGGUUCAUUUUUUUUCACAUCAUGCUGUCUUAAAGCUCUUGUAAGGGACUUUCUCUAUGUACCAAUGUUAGCGCCCCUUGUGGAUAUCUCAAAUAAUGCUGCUCAUUUUGGCCUGUAUAAAUCUGUGUUGUCAAGUUAUCUGUUCCAGGAUAGCUAUUCUGUUAAAAACUCAUCGCAGGAGCUUUGAGAAAUAACUUUGUUUUUUUAUUUUUUUUUAAUUGUGUGUUUGUAUAGAGGACUCCCUCCUUCGUCAGGACGAUAUUUGGAUGCUGGACGGCGAUGACCCUCAGGAGCCUCUGUCCCGUGUUCCUCGCCCAGAUCACCUGGACUUCCUUCGAAUCACACCGCCUGAGGAUGACAUCAUUGGGGACACACCUUAUAUUCCCAAACUGGAGUGCACGGUGAGGAACUUCAGACAUGAGCUGCACAAACACACAGAGAUUAAAAUGAGCUGUAACGCAUGUUUUCACUUUGAGAAGAUUGCACCUGUGGUUUUCUCACCCUCACAUUUUUCUCCACUCGACCAUUCAACCACCUGAUCGCCCAUUCUUAGAAAACAGAUUAACAGGUCAGGGAUUAUUAUCUGCAGGCUGGGGUCUUAAGACAAAACUGACUAAGAUCAUUUCACUCCAGCCUCUCAAAAUCUCUCCCUCUCUUCUACCACUUUUCAGUGUUGUCUGCAAUUGUGGAUCGUUAGUGAUUUUACAUUGUUAUUAUGAUGUUAUUAUUAUUCUGUUGCAGAGCAUGUGACCGAUUUAAUCCCAUUGUAUUGUAUGAUCUCCAUCUUAAAAAAAAAGCAAGAGCAAACAAUGUAUUGUUUGUUUCCAGCUGUUUGUUGGUUUUUAUUCAAACAAGUAAAACUAUUUGCAUAACAUCAUCCAAUAAGAAGCUGCAAAAAACAGUUUGUAAGCCCGUCCAAAUUCCAUCAUGCCAUCUAGCAUUCCUGUGUCAGAUGAGGCAAAUUACUUAGGUGUGGUUUAAGGCGGGUUGUGUAUCAACCCAAGCAAUGCAUUGUGUUCCCAAGACACAAUAACUGCCCUGACUGUGAGCAUAAUAAUCUAACAUACCAGUUUAAAGGCCAUGCUAGACAGAAUUAGACACUACGUUUUGUUAUGAAAGUGUCAGCCAGCUCCUGUACUUGGGUGUAACAUGUUUCCAUUGUCAUUAUCAUCCAUUCAUUUCUUGGAAAAAGACAGGAAGUGAUUUGUCAGAAAAGAUUAAAAACAAACAGCAGUUUAGAAUGACCACCUCACCUCUGUUGGAUUGCUGUUUUAUUUUGCAUAGUAUUCAAAUGACUACAACAUUAAAAUGAAACACUUCAAGUCUACAUGUGCCAUCCUUUGUCCAUCAGUGGUUUCCUCUUUCUAGUACAAACCCCGCGGAGGAUUUACUUUCUGUGCAUGAAAAGCCACUGCCAUUACAUAACUUAAUUCCUCACACACAAGCCCCUUGCCUAUUUGUGGCUGAGGGCAGAAAUAAUCACUAGCUGGGGAUUGCUAUCACAAAUAUUUUUUUCCCAUAGGGAUGAUUAUUUCAUAAAAUUGUCCACUAUUCUGGGUUUCUAUUUAGUGAUUCCUAUCAAAUUCUGCUAAAAAUACAUCUCCCAUAGAUUUUAAACAACCAUUAAUUUAUGAAUUAGCAGUGAUAACAAGCCCUGCUUUUUGGUGGAGACAAUACUUUCCUCAUGUAUGUGACCUAAAGGAGUCAUAAAUAAGAUUGAAAACCUUUUUAAAAUCACAGUGCAGUGGUUGUGUACCCUCUGACUGCUCGGUAUUCAUUAAAAAAGUUUAAAGGAAUGUGUGACCGUUGUUGCUAAGGGGAACAACAGGCCAAAGACUGCUGUGUUUCCCCCUGUUUUCAGACAUCAAGAAUAAGCCUCACAAAAAUGUGGAUGAAACACUAAAAGUUUCUUCUCACUCUUUUUUUGUGUUAUCUUGUGAGCUAUUUUUAUACUUAUUUAAUUGCUUUUGCUAGCCUGUGAAGUUAAGCUAACUUUAGCUUGUUCGAUCUUUAAAACUUCGAUCCCAAAGUCCACACUAAUUUAAAAUAAACUUUAUAUAAGAAAUUUGUUACUCUAACAAAAUCAUUUCCUCUGCUUUUUAAUUUAUUUUCUGGAAUUUUUCACAGAAACUCUUUGGCAGUAAUUUUGGCUGUAUUAGCUUGUAAAUUAAUCUCUCUCCAUCUUUCCACCAAAGAGCAGGCUCAGUUAAGAAUAAAUAGUAAAAUGAUUUUACGCUUCAAAAGAUUUUUUUUUUUUUUUCUGCUUUUUCUUUUUCACAAAUAAACUCUUUUUCCACUCUUGCAAUAUUUUGUGGGGUAGCUAGUUAAAUUCAGUUUAUGCCAGCUUGGACACUUUUAUCCUAAAAUAAAGUUACCUUUACAACUUGACCUCCAUUUUGAAUCAAACGAACUAUUAGUGUGGAGUAUAAAGAGGCUUAAGGUAAGUGUGUUAAAACUUAGCUUAUUAUUUUCCACCUAAAUGAAUCCCUGUUCUGUCUCAGUGUUCAUGAGCUGCUUAUCACUCACAUUAGCCCUAUAGCAUGUUAGCUGAAGCUGACUGGGUUCAGGCUGCCUAAUCACCUUGCCUUAAGCCCCGGGCGUCUUUAGCUCACAGACCUGCUCAGCUCUCCACCUGACCACAGACCGUCAUGACCCGCCCUCUGUGUUUGCUCUGUUACCUCAGCAGCCAUUUUAUGGAAGUAAUCAGACACCUGCAGUGCUGGGAUCUGCAGGUUCCCUCCCAGGAAGGGAGGGACCUAAAGGGAGGCGUCCCCAGACCGGGUAGACCAGUGAGACACAUUUUUUUUCUAAUCUAAGUGUUUUUUUUUCCUCCCCACACUACACCAGCACAGAGGGGGUUUCCUGUUAACUGAGCAACAAGUUAAAGCUAAACUGACAAAAAUCCAGAAGAUCUGUUUAGUUAUGGGUGUCAGGCUGUGAAACCGGUGCAGGACAACAUGACUAAACUUGUGGAUAUAAACGCCCAACUUGUUGGAACAGUUGGAAAUGCUUAAGUGAGAGGCAGGUGAACUCUGUUCUCCCAGGGAGAUUACAGCGGGACAUGCUUCCAGCCACUGAGCAGCUGGCUCACAGCGUCAUGGGAAUAUUGCUCUCACAGAGGACACUCAACUGUACUACUCACAACAGACUGUUCAGCUGGUAGUUUCUUUGUUUGACACUAUGAGAACCGACUUUACACUACCUUGUUUUCCUGGUUAGUUUGACACAGAAAGGCUGGAUAGUUUUAUUUGGCACCCCCCUGGAGAGAGGUAAGAGGGGAGCUGGGGAGAUUUGUCCAUACAAAGACCUUUUGUUUCCAGCUGGCUGUAGAAGGGGAAUCCAAGCAGCCUGGAGGUGGGGGACGAAUCGUUUUUGUGACAUUUUCAACGGACACUUUUCUGCAGUUUCUCCCAGUAUUAGAUUACUUCUUUUUUCUCUCACCUGGUGAUAUACUUGGGCAGAAAAAUGGACUGCACAAGUCCCAAUCCAGAGGGCUUGGUAAAGCAGCCCACUACUCUAAUGAAUGUCUUCAGUGGUAUCUUUGGUCUUAAUAGACCUGAAGAUACAAACCCAGCUGUGCUGGUUGGAUUCAAGGACCUGCCAGACGAGGAGGAGGAGGAACCUUCUUCUGAAGACAAUCAGAUGACCAAUGGGCUUCAAGAAGCCAAAGAACUAAUUGAGGAUAAUAAGGGUGCCGCCUGUGAAACAGAGCAGAAGGCUGACUCAGCAGAAACCUACGAGGAGUCUAGCAACCAAGUUAAAAGAGAGGCAAGAGCCUCCGCUGACCUAGAUCUGGUCCAAGUCACCAGGGUGGAAACAUACAGCGACACGGAGGAUGAGGAGGCCGCACACAGCAGGACUAGCAUGUCGGAGGACAAAAGUAAAGAGGACCCUGGUGAUGGAGAUGAGCCAAAAGAUGAGGCUGAGUAUGAAGUACCUGUAUUUAGAACGCAUAAACUCCAGGAGAGAUCCCGCAUAGAAGAUAUUUUAAGUAAAACUCUGUCUAGGAAAUUAUUUUCAGAAUCAAAACAGGAAACUAAAGAGAUAAAGGACACCACUGCAGAAAACUCCAGAUCUGAUCCUGGAGAGACCAAGAGCACAGCAGAAAGCCCCAAACAGGAAGAGACAGAGGAGAGUAUCACCUGUGAGUCUGAAGGUGUAGAAACAUCUGCAGCUGGAGAGAGUCGUAGAGAAAAUGGUGGAACUGAUGAGAACAUGGAGGAGGUCAGUAUAGAUUGUUCCCUGCCUGUACCUUCUAUUGUACCCACAAAUAUUGCAGCCGUGGCCUCAUCUCCAAAUGACACAAAGGCUGUAGUUCAUGAACAAAUGGAGAGGAAACAAGAGCAUGAGGCUGGAGAUAAGGAGGAUACUCAGGAACCAUCAUCCAUUCAGGAGUCCUCUACGGCUCCCUCAAGCCCUAAGACUCCAGAGGUUUCAGUUCAAACUUCAUCCCCACAACAAGAACAGUCAGACUCCACUGAUACUCAAAAUCAAACCAAGACUGUGUCAUCUAAACCCGAUGCCUCCUCAAGUGACAUCAAGCAAAGUGCUAGCCCUGCCUCCCCACGCAAAGCUGCUCCAAAGACUCCAGAAACAAACAAGCCAUCCCCUUCCACUCCAUCUCCGUCCAGGGAUCUGACAUCUAGUUCCUCCCCGUCUUUCCAGAUGCCGGCUCUCUUCAGUGGGUUGCGGGUGCUGAAGAAAGGAGCGGUGGGUGAAGAAAGGGAGAUGGUAUCAGAGAUCAAGCAGAGGGAGAAGGAUGCUGAUCUGGCCCUACUUAGCCUGAAGAAGACGGUAAACAAAGCCAAGCUCUACACGGAUCAAAAAACUGCCACCCCAACUAAAAAACACACAGAUCCCAAAGCCGUUGCAGACACUAAAAGCACUGUCUUGGCACAGCUCAGUCACUUGCGCUCGGGAAACAACCGCAGUGAGUCCAAAAAGCCAAAGGACAAACUAAAGGCUGAUCCUGAAUCAAAGAAAGGGAUUUCAGAGACGGUAGAGGAGAAGAAAGAACCUAAAAGUCCUGGCCCAGAAUCGCUGGAAUCCCCAUCUGAGAUAAAGAAAACCUCUGACCUGGCAUAUGACACCUUCAAAAACUUAUUUGGCCCCAAAACUGUCAAAAAGGACAAAACUGAGGAUGUAGAUGUGGAGGCUGUGAAAAAGAAAAUCAAGAACGAUAAGGAAAACCUGAGGUCCAUUUUUGAGAGAACCGUCAGGUCCCCUUGCAGGGAGCACAGAAGCCCCACAGAAAUUCAUGUACGAAACUUAAAAUGUCCUCACCGCACUUUUAGUUUUUCUUUUUCUUUAUUCUGUAUCAUUAAAUAAGUUUUCUUCCCACAGACCGAGGUUAUAUCACCUACAGACAGUGAGGACAGGACUCCAGGGCGUCUUCAAGCUGUGUGGCCCCCACCCAAAACCAAAGAUGGAGAGGAGAAGGUGGGGCUGAAAUACACAGAGGCAGGUAAUAAGCUCAAGCUUUUGACGCUUUUGUCUGUAUUUACAUCUGAGAUUAAGAAUGCUGUAGGAGUAUAACACCAGUGAAGCCUAAACAGACACACCUUACACUGAUUCAUUUGUGUGUAAGAGUCAUCUGAGACAUAUCACUGGAUAGAUAUCACUGAAACACUGAUAUAUAUCACACUCUUAAGCGCUUUAACUGGGGGAGCAAGCUCAGUAUCAGCAGCACAGUGUCAGACAUCCUUUAAAUCCAUUAAGAACUUUAAUGCAGCUGUUUAUCAGGUUACUGUUUCAUGUCACCACAGGCUAGCACAGAGAAGUAACCUUUAAUGAAAUCAAGUUUACUCCGGGCAGCUUGCCAUGUCUGCCCACUUUGUGUUGUAAAGGUGUAGUGGCCCAGAGAGAGGUCAGAAGCACACUCAGGCUGUCACAGGGGUGAUUAAAUUACAAACUAAAAAGCCUCUCCUUCACGGUCCGAGUGCAGUGAAACUGUGUUGAUCACGCAUCCGCAGUUUACCUGAGAGCAGAGGAAACGCUGUUGUAUGUUUAUGCUGCUACACCCAAGAGAAUACAGAGAAGAGAUUUGCGCUCGUGGUUGAGAGAAAAGACUGUUGAAUUUGAGGAGUGGAGCAAAGGUCCUGACAGAUAGCUGUAUAGAUAAACCAACACGUGUACAUCUGUGUGUAAUGUAGCGAUCCAAACACUCAUGGCCUUAAGUUAGUGCACUGAUGAAAUGGAAAAAAACAUCACAGAUUACACAAUUCAGCAUAAACAAUCACAGCACCAUGUGUAUUAGUGCUGCCCGCCGUGUGUCAUUGCAAACAUGUAAGCAGUUUUAGAUUUGUGUUAUGACCUGGCAAAAUGUUUUGGCUGUCGUGUUAGCUGGCAGUAUGGUGUCAAACUGGUUGGCCGAGUUGUAAGUAUGUCUCUUUUAUUGUGAAGGUGACCCGCCCUUCUCUAAAAAAAUGUAACCACAAACAGCCGGACAUCUUGUAGGGAUGUUAUACGUCUUGCAAGUAACUCAUGAGUGAUUUACCACCCCAGCCUCAAAGCUAAUAACUCUAGAAAACGUAUUUAAUUCCCACCCUUUUCUCCUCAGCGAUACAUUCAAAAGAAUGGCAGCAAUAGGCUGUGAUUAUUGAACCCAGUGCACACCCAAGUGUUUGUUGAAUAAAUCACCGUUUGUGUGUCUUUGCUCUGCCUCUUUUCAGAGCACCAGGCUGCCCUCUUGCAGCUGAAGAGAGAGUGCAAGGAGGAGCUGGAGAGGAUGCAUGUGAGUAUUUAGUAGACGUAUAAAAACACUGAAUUGAAAAACAGAUUUCUCUAAAGAGUAGAUUAUUAGAAGGAGUCAAGUGAACACAUUUUAAAGUGAAAUAUUUAACAGGUAUUUGCAAAUUCAGCCCUUGGAAUUAAACGUUUUGCGUAUUUGAGUUGCAAUUGAGUUUCUUAAACACUAGAUGGCACUAAGUAAUUGUGAAAUACUCUAAUGUGGCAGCAGCUAAAUGACCAUCAGAAACUCUUAUGAGUGUUUCCUAUCAGCUGUGGUGGAGGGUACUUUAUUGCGAGGUAAACUUUUACAGUGUCCUUUGAAGGUGCACCAAACUAAAGCGAGUUUUUCUCUCUCCCUCUGAAUCAUGUUUUUAUUGAAAUUAUGUGUUUUUUUGGUAAUUGUUCAACUGUUUUGACUCAAAGUUCUUGAUUCUGGGCAUCCUUAUUUGUGGCGUUUACUUUUGUACAGUAAACCCUUCUUAAUUUGCGGUGCCUGCCCAUCCUCAUCUACACAAAUAAGCACAUAAUCUAAAACAAGUUACCAAAUCCAACAAGAUGAAAAGCACAGAAAGUCAUAUAGUGCUCCAAAUAUUUACACUGGCAGUAUAAAAUGUCCCCCUAGUACAAAAGAAUAAAAAAAGAUGAAUGACAAAUUGUAAAUAAACUGAAUUACACAACACUGGGAAUAGUUUCCUAUAAACAGAUAGGGGACGCCUGUUAGCUCGGCUCUGAUGGUAAAAAAAUGUCUGGGAAGCUAUCUUUAAGGUGAGGCUGCCAGCUGCUACAGGUGAGUUCAAUUCUACCAUAAGUCAUUAUAACGAACCCAAACGCUGAUGUCAGUGUAAGUGAGAAAUAUCAGCGCUUUACCAUUUUUGGGGAGCAACACACACACAUUUUCCCCGCCUGCAGCAGCUAAAAACAAGAUACAGUGGACUUGUCUUUUGGCUCCUGUGUCAGAUUACCAGUAUCCUGUAUGACAAAGCUUCAAACAAAGAAAUACUACUCCUUUGAUUUGAUUGGCUGUUACAAAUAUGAUAACCUAAAAAGCCAUUUAAGUUGUCAGCCGUGUUUUAUUGAUCAAAAGUAGAGGUAUUAACUUCACGUUCAUACCCUUCAUAACAAAUGGAGCACAUCGCUGGUCAUGUUUUGUAAUUUGUACCACUGAUGAGUUGCUGACCUCAAAAUGGGUUUCUCAGCCUGUCUCCUUUAAGCCUUUAAUUUGGUGUUGCCCUUUGAUGGACCGAUGCUGACACUGAGGAACAUGUAUUGCAGUCAACCCACAAAAAAGAGUGGGAACGUGCCUAAUUCUAUUUCUGCGCUGACACAAGCUAACCAGGAACAUCUGUAAGAUUUAUUGCAAAACAGUGCUCCUUCGGUCCCGGAUCAAUGCUUCACUUUGGUUUUGCCUUGUCAGAUUGUUUGAAUCCUCGAAGGAAACUAGAUCUUAAAGGCCGUUAAUGUGUAUUUUAGAAAGUUAACUCAGAUUGGGGGAAACAUGCUGGUAUACGGGCUUAAAUCUGUAAACAAAAAUAUGAUAUGAUAGUUCAUGCUAGUUCACAAAGAGCUCCUCUCAUAGAGGCCCCAUUGAGGAAUAAUUACACACUCAAUCCAAGUUCAUACGAGGAAACACAUUGUCCAGCACCUAUCCUGGUUUUAAUUUGCCUUAAGAAUGAAAAUGAAUAAAGUUUGUGAAACUUUUUCUUUCAAGGCGGACUUUGAAAUCAAGAUCUUUGAGCUGCGAGGGGAAAAUGCCGUCUCACUGUCACACCUGGAGGACGUCAUCGUCAAGAUGCAAAAAGACCGGAACUAUAACGCAGGCCUGGUGCGAGUUGGGGUCCGUGAUGUUGCUGUGUCUACCUCCGAUGAUCCUGUACCCAAGACCUGCCGCACUGUGGGGAUCCAGACGGACAGGGAGACCUUUAUCAAGAGCCCUGAGGGAGACCCGGGCGGGCUGGCACAAAGCCCCAGCCAAAACCUGCCCAAAAAACUCAACUUGGACUCAAUCGGACUAAAUAAAAAAGCUGAUACUUCCUCUGUACCUCCUGCUCCACCACCACCUCCUCCUCCACCUCCUGCCCCUCCCCCACCAGGCUUCUCUGGACCUCCACCACCACCAGCACCACCACCUCCUCCUCCCGCUCCCCCCUUACCAGGCAGCAUGGGAGGACCGCCACCACCUCCUCCACCACCACCACCACCUCCACCUCCUUUCUUUGGCGGUUGUCCACCUCCCCCACCAGCUCCACCUCCCCCUCCUGGCCCUCCUGGAGCUGGUCCUCCUCCACCUCCCCCUCCUCCACCAGGCUUUGGGGCUCCACCUCCUCCUCCUCCUAUGGGGGGCUUCGGUUUUGGCCACAAGGUGGAGAAGCCUCCGCGGAAACCUGCCAUUGAGCCGGCAUGUCCCAUGAAGCCUCUGUACUGGAACAGGAUUCAAAUACAGGACAACAAGUAUGUGCUAAAGAGACGACGUAACACACAGUAACAGUUAUCUGAAAUCAACCUAUAGAGUAUCUUCACACUGUUAGACAACUCCAGAUUUUACUGAGUGAGACGACCAUGAAGGAGAGAGGGUUUAAAGUUGCAGUAGUGGAAACUGUCCUCUCACUGCUGAUGGAGUUUUAAGCUUUGCUUGAGUGUAGCUGGGAAAACUAUGACAUAUUAUAGAUAUUACUGCUGCACCAGACUCUCUGUAAUUGUAAGUGGAUUAUCCGGCCCAUUUCCAGUGGCUGUGGUUGUUGCCUCAUAGUGCCAGUCUUCCAGCUUUAUGGCCUUGUAUUUUCAUGGCUGGAUUAGAGGGGGAAGCUGAGUUGUAGUUUGCACUCUUGCUGGUCUUGGCUAGUCCCUGACUGUCUGACUGACUGACUGACUGUCUAACGGCAGUUUCACGUCAGCUAUAAAUUAAACUGUAAAGGACCGAGUUAAAGGGCAUUAAAUGGGUCAGAUGUUUAACUGGAGUUGGAUCAGCUGUGAGAUCGCUGUUAAUGGAGUGAGGUUUCUGUGUUAUGAGGGGGGAACAGUGUAAGGUUUGAAAUUCUGCCAGGUGCGGCUAAUACAGAAAGUACAGUUGGCGGCAUGUGGGACAAACUUUCUUGGGAGGCCGGGAGAAGAGCUUAGAGGAAGAUUCAGAUUCAGUUAUAGUCACGACCUGCUCAAUUAGAAAGUUGUCUUGUAUGGAAUUAUUUCUUGGGGUUUUGAGAGUCAUUUUCUUUUCCGAGCUGAAUUCCUGCACAGUUGUGUUCACAGUCAAAGGGUGAUCAUUGGAGUAAUUUCCUUUAGUCUCUGGGGAAAAAAAUGGUGAAAAAUUAGAGGGGGCAUUUGGGGGCGGUAUUAUUAUAUCCUUAACAGAAAACCUCUUUCUGCUCCAAAAAGAUCUCCUCACCACUGCAAUGAGAGACUAAUGCAACCCCAACUGUACUUAUUUGACCCUAAAGCAGCUAAUGUUCAGAUAUUUCAGCUCCAGUAAGCCAGAGAGUGUUUGUGCUUUGAAUUCAGGUUUUCUUUUUCUUUGUAAAUGGGCCUUGACCUGGCAUAAUCUACUUGCCAGUCUCGUGAGACGAGAGGUAAAAUGAGUAAAAUAUGACCUGAGAAAACAGCUGCAACAUGUGAAAAGCAAAAGAAAGCCAAAGAGCAGACAUGUGCAGCGUAUUAAAGAUGUCAUCACCCUAAAAUUUAAGUUUUUUGUCAGUAAGCCUGUUGAUUAUGCUGCUAAUGUCCGUUUGAUUAUCAGAUUUAAGAAAAGCAAAGACAGAUGUUUCAGGCUGUAGCGAACAGAAAUGUAGACGUGUUAAAACAGCAGAGGGCUCAAGCUCCUGAACAUCCUCUUGACUUCAGUCACAGCCUGUUCUUAAAAUCUGCCUCUGUUUGUUAUUUUCCAUGUUACUCAGCAACUUCUAAAACACAGCAUCAUCUCCCGUAUCGGUCAUUUAUUAGAGGAACAAGCUUGUCUUAAACUUUUGUUAUUUUUAUCACAUAGCUCUUAAACAGUGCUUGUCAAAGCUGGGAAUCCGGUCGUCACUGCCAAGAUUUUGCAAGAUUGUGGAGUAAGAAAAUGAAAACUAGCAGGUUAAAGAAAUGAUUUAUGAUCUCCCAAAAGUAUUGCUCAUAUUUUGUUACAAGACCGGAAGUAACUCGAUUUGUUCCAGCCUGUAAAGUUUGCCAUAGACAAUACAUUUUGAUGCAAUAUAAAGCAGCAUGAAUAGAGUCACGUACUAAAAUUUAGUUUUUUUCCAGCAACAACACACUCUGGGGUUCCCUGGAGGAACCAAAAAUCUUCAACACCAACGAGUUUGAGGAUCUUUUCUCCAAAGCGACGCUGCAGCCCAAGAAGAAGCCCCUGUCAGACACCUAUGAGAAGAAAGCCAAAACAAAGAAGGUAAACUCAGUUUUCUUUAGUUUUUUUUUUCUCCUCCUGAGGUUGUUAACACGCUUUCUCUCAUCAGGCUUGCCAUGGACAGUCAUGAAUUAAAGGAGAAAUAUGAAAAGGCAAAAUAGGAAGAAAUAAAUCACAGCUAUUUGGGUUUUUUUCUUAACAGAAAACAAAGUGUAGUUAAAAUUAAAUGCUUGUGUAUAAGACUGAUCCACCUCUGGAGAUACUCUUGUUGGAGUCUUGUCCUCUGCUGCACCUGCCUUGUCAUCAUCCCGGUGCUGCUCACUGUGGUGCUCUUUCCCUCCAGUUUUUUUCUCCCUUAAGUAUGAGACAUAAAUGUCAAAUUCAUUUCAUCAAUCAAACAAGUUUCUUGAUAAUUUCUCUGUAAGUAUAGGGAGGUGGAGGACAUAAAUAAAAGCAACAACCAAGUUUGUGCUUAACCAUGUUAACAGUCCUCGAGGACACGCUUUGGUGUCGGAUUGAUCAACUCUUCCCCCAUCAGCAUACUGAAGACAAACCCGUUGACAUCUAAUGAAAUCCUGCAACCCUGCACCUCUGCUCCAGCCAGUGCCACGUCAGCAUCCUGGCCGCCUCACUGUGGCGUCCAAGCAGUUAAAAACCGGCCACUGUUCGAGACUGUCCCCUUUAAAUCCAUACAGCUCCCCUAUUCUGAUCAAUUGCUUAAGGCUCCUCUCUUCUCCAGAGGGCCACAAUGUGUGUGUGAUCUUCAAGCCUACAUCUCUCCACCCAGUCUGGUCACUCUGCAGCGUCAAACUGUCCAACAUUUGAUCCAACUCAGACGGCCACAUCCAGACACGAAUCCUUCCAACCGUCUCCCGUCUUUGCUUACAUCAGCUCGGAAGAUAAACUAAUGGAAAAACUGCUGAGACAAAUUCACAUCGGUUUAAAAACUCCAAGUCCAACACAACAUUUGGUGUUUUUUAUAGCCUUGAAAUCUAUGUUUAGACAUUUACGCUCAGUGCUUUUAUGAUACGGGAUUCUUAAGUUUAAUAAGAGGGUGUUCAGGGCCAAGCUAGAGCAUUCAGAGUCCAGCUCCAAGUGAAUAUGCAAAGGCAUGAUUGUUUUCAGUCCAAGUGGCUGGGGAGGUCGUCAUAAUAGAAGAACCAUGUUUACCCAAUAAUUUUUUGAUCCCUGGAAGUUUAUACUGUGAGUUAAAGAGAGGAGAGAUUAUUUAGGAGAGGAACCAUCUGAAUCAUCAGCUGGUGACCACUUCCAAGAAAUUCAGCUGGUUAAAUGUGGGGGAAGAGAGGAGGGGAGGCCAAAAAGGAAGGACAGAUUUCAACGAGGAGAUUAAGAGGACAGGAUCAGAGCGGGGAGAGCGACUACUGAUUUGGCAAGAGUGAAUCACAAAGGUGGACUGUAUCAAAAAGAAUACAUGCCUUAACCCUAAGGUUUUACUCAGAUUUUUGAACUCUAGCUCAUUUUUUUUUUUUUUAACACACUCAGCACUUAUUUUGCAAUUUGUAUUAGUAAAUCAUGAGUGUUGUGUUCCUUAUUCCCAGUUAAUAAGAGACUUGAGUAAGGCUUAUUUUCACCACUUGUAUUUACUGAAAAUGAACGUAGAGUCUCUGCAUCUCUGCGUCACCGCGCUCCGAUCCAGUUUUUCCAUCAGGGUACUUAAAAUAUAUAAAGUGGCUUCACUGAAGGACUCCAUGAGAGUGAUGAGAACGAGCUGACUCAACAUCCGUGGGCAUUACAUGACGCUCACAGCGAAGCCCACGUAACAUCCAAAAAUGGACACAGGUGUCAUGUUUAAUGUACAGGAUUUGGGGCACUAUUAUGAAUCACUAAAAAGAAACGUGUGACAUGGAGAGGUGAGGAAAGGACACAGUUUGUUGGUACAGAUUUUAGAAAAACUUUGAGACAUCAUUUAGAAUAACCAAGCGAUGGAGAACUGAUGUGUACCAAGGAUGUAUAAGAAAUCGCACUUCUUUACAGUGGCUGUUUCUGUUUCUAGGAUGCCUGAUGCUCCUUUGAGGAUUUUUUUGACAUUUGUGAAAAAGACCGAAAUUUGUCUUGGUGUCUUUUAAUAAUAUACAAUAUCAUCAGUGGAAGAUCGAAAUAUUUAUAUCCUUAUUUUUAUUGUCUGAAAUUGGUGCAAGGGGGUGGGUCCAUGCCUUGUAGCUAAAGAAACAGCACUGUAUGGGAGAUAUGGGAGACUUUUGUGGCACGCGCCGGACAGUUUUGGGGUUACCUUGUAUGGUGGAUAUGAGCUAGUUAUGAGAGUAUUUGUUAUUACAUUGCUCAUCCAAAUAAGUAUAAGUGAAGCUGCAUACUUUUUUGUUUUGUUUUAGCAAUAACAAAUGGUAAUGAAAACAUAAAAGUUAGGACAUGCCUUGAACUUAUUUAGUCCACUAAUUUCGGUGUUUAAGUCCUCAUAUGUUUUACAUGCUCUCCCGUAUGAGGCUCUCUGAACAUCUGUGUGCGCAAUACGGCUCUUUUAUCUGAAGCUGCCCUGAAGCAAGACUAUCAACAUAAAUAUUAUAUCUCACAUUUGGUUGUUUAAAUAUAGUUUACAGCUUAAACCGACCUGAAUCAUUCCAAAUUUUAAAGUAAAAGUAUUGAUCCAGUGUCUGUGAGGCUGAGCAGAAACACAGGACAAUCUUUGGUUGUCUGGAAACCUUAAAACUUUGGACAAAUAUACUGAUCUGAUUCAUGAAUGAACGUGGACCAUGCAAAGGGAGAUUCCAGGGAAAAAUGACAAUACAGGAGGUGGGUGGGAGAUAGAUCUACAAGACGGGAGAGUCCCGGGAAGAACGGGAGUAUUGGCAGGUAUGACUACAUUUGACCACCAGAAGUCAUCAGGAGGAGGUUGUUGUCAUGGAUGACUUCUCAAGCAUUUAGCAGACGAGAUGAAUAAAGAUGACUUUGUCACCAGGGGGCGCCAAAAUUGAAACAAACCAAAAGUUCCUGACAGGAGCUUUCAAUGUUAAACAAAACCGGAUGUCUUGCUGGAACAGAUUCCUUUUUUUUAAGUGACACAGCAACCAGAAUAAAAACAUGGAAAGUUAAAGGGAAACUAGACAACUUUAAGAGAUGAGAACAGUGAAAGAGUCACAGUUACGGAUGUUACACUCACCUGGAAAGUUUCCAUUAGCUCUGUUUAUGUGUCUCUGUGAAAGCAGUGUGUUUCAUUAUUAUUUGCGUCCGUGUUUCCCCUGAUCUGAUUGUGCUUUUUGUGUAUGUGCGUGUGUGUAGCCUGAACACACGUGUGAUGACGGCACGUCCUCCUGAGUCAUUAUGCACUUGCUCAGAAAGUGUUGCCAGAUCAUGCUAACACCACAGCCGGAGGGGAGGGGGAUUCUGUGUGAGGAGGUCUCAGGAGUAGAGGAGAUGAGUCUGGAAGAAAGGAAUUUGUGUGUACAUUAUGCAUAUGAGCCACUUCCUCACUCCACACGCCAAAAGUUGGAGCUCUGGGGAUACAGCCGAUGCCUACAUGAGCGGGUUAAUCUCUAUCAUGUGUGCCAUAGAAAAAUCAAAGCUCUUGUUUACUCUGCAGCCUUUCUCUAUGUGCGUAUUAGCAUAUCAAAGCAGAGGACAUGGAGGAGGGCAGACUGGACUGGACUGGACUGGACUAAGGGGUGUAAUUGCUGGCAUGUGGCUCCACUCCAAUCCAUCGGCUUGAGGAGGCAAUGAAGUUGAGGGCACCUAUAGGACCAGGAUGGGCAUGUCUGUGCAUUUCUGAUUGAGGGAUUAGAAGGGAGUAAGAGAUGGCUGAAGAUGAGGAAAUAAGUGAAGCUCAAAGUGCAAAUAUGCACAUCAGUAAACACAAAAAAGGCGAUUUCUUCUUCUCACAUAAAUCAAAUCUGAAUCAAGUUUACACAAAGCAGAUCUCCUUCAACAAACAGCAGCUUUAACUGGUUUAUGGGAAAUACUUAUGAGCAAUCGCAGAGCGUUUAUUAAAGACAUAUUUGAAGCUCUGGCUCUGGUGUUGGAGAGUGGGUGUAAGACUAACACGUCUGGGUGUAAAGUAGGUGGUUAUUGAUGGGAAGUCUUGUUGUAGUUGUUCUUGUAAAUCUGCUUAGGUGAUUUCAGAGAAAUGGUCAGACAGAGAGUCCAUGCAGAUCAGACUGGCUGUUCAGCUGCGGCUUUGUAAACUCCCUGAACCUGCAUCCCCCUCACCUAAUAUCAUCCACCUGCUCCAGCUCACAGUGUCUCCCUCCAUUACUCUGUUUAUUUUCUUUGGCAGCUCUUUUUCCUCUCACUCAUGUUCACUUCUUCCCUCAUCUGAGCACCUAGCACUGCUGCCAUUUCCCAUUUUGUCCACAAGAGGGAGUUGUAGCCAUUGAUGCCUACCUGUCUCAGCAUCAGCAUCUAAACCCAAGCUGUUCUCAGCAUCCAGCAUCAGUUGUCUUUUCUCAUUAGCGUAACUGUUUUGGCUAAUUGUGGGAAGGGAAAGUGUUCCUGGGCUGCUUUUGCAGCGUCCAGAAUGGUUAAUUAGAGGUGUUGGGAUAGCCUGCUUCUCAACUCCUUAGAGUGGGAGAUCCCCAGUGUUUCAGGUAAUAGAGCUGGAAGCAGCAUGGCACCCACUAACGCUCUGUAAUGCAAUACCCACUUCUAAGGCUUCUGCUCUCUAGCUCCCACUGGACAGCCCAGUAGCCGACAACGCCAUAAUAGCUAAUGAAGAAGCCUGACACAUUAACUUUUAGAGCAGGGCUUUACCUUGCCAAAACUCUCUCUGGCUUUACGGCUAAUUUAGUCAUAAGUAAUUGUGACCAUGUGUAGGCACAAAUAAAAAUCCUGUGAAUUUAUUGUUUGUUAUAAAAACUCUGCUUCUCUUUGCCUUUCUCUACAAGACUGUCCUUUUAUGGUGCCACUUUUUUACUUUUUGACUUUGUACUUUCACUGCGACUUGAUAUUUUUUGAUGAGAUCUCACACAUGUUCUUUGGUAAAACAGAGGAGGUGCCUUGUGUUUUGGCUUUGCUUUCUUGUUGAUGUAAUUUACAUUAGUGUGUUUACAUUGACUGUGUGCAGUCAAAAGGGGUUAUGUCAAAGUUUGUGGAUUCUGGUUAUUUAAGCCCAUCCCAGAUGAGCUGGGAAGCAAGUUUCAUUUCAGAAAAGAACUUUUAAUUGGCUAUUUCACUGAUUUAUUAUAUGGUGAGGAAACUUGAGUUAUGAUAAAGGUAAGGCAAGUUUAUUUAUAGACCACAUUCUGGCAAUUCAAAGUGAUUAAUACAGACAUAAGAUUGACAGAAAACAUCUGAAAAUCAUUUAACGGUGACAAUUAAAAUCCUCAAAAUAAGCCAUCAAAUCAAACCAAGAAAAAAUAAAGUUAAAUAAAAUUAAAAUGGCAAAAAUAAAAGCUCAAUAUAUGACAGUUUUAAGAAAAGAAGCAUAAAAAGUCAAGUGCGUUUUUGCGUAAUGAAAACAAAAAUGGGUGUUACAAUCAUUAUGAAAGUGAUCUAAUAAAAAUCAGCUGAAAACAAAAUUGAGAGUUUUGGCACACCUGAUUCAUUCUGUUGGUGUUUUACAGCAAUAUUCGAUGACAUCUGUCAAAUGUAAUAAAUUGAUAACAUUUAAACUUUAUUGAAUAUAAUCUCCUGUUCUACAUAACGAGUGGAUUCAAACUUGUAAAAUGUGUUUCAGUUGAGGCAAUAAACCUACUUUGCAACAGAAUUUACACUACUUUUUUAUGAUUUUUUUAGCCUGAUAAUAAAACUUAAUUUGUUUUCUUUUUCCAGUUAAUCAAACUUCUUGAUGGAAAGCGUUCACAAGCAGUCGGCAUCCUCAUAUCGAGCCUGCACCUGGAGAUGAAAGACAUCCAGCAAGGUAAAAGAAAAAAAAAAAGUCAUCCAGUAAUGAUCUGCUCUGUUAUGUCUGUGCCAAUUGUGAUUCAUUUAGGACUCUUUCAAAGCAGGAGGCUGUAUUUAGGUUCUAUAGAAAUAAACUGAAUUUACUCCCCCACUUAGCGAGAAAUUGCAAAUGACUGUGGAUGAAACGCAGAUGGAGUUAUCUUGAGAGAUGAGAAAGCGAGCCCUGCAGCAGAGGAUAAUUUCCUCCAUUCUGACAGCUUCUUCUUUGUAACUAGUCUGACUAUUUUGUCAUUAAUUUGUGUCUCAAGUGGAAAAAUGGACGAUUAUCCAUUUACACGGUGGGAAAUUAAAUACCUUAGAUCGUCAAAAUGUGAGACAAUUUCUGUCAGACCGUGUUAAGACUCUCCUCCUAUGUCUAAAUCAAACUGCAGUCUCCUUUAUUAGAAAUGCAGCAUGGCUUGAUUACAUGCUUGGCUGUUCUGUGGAAAAUGCAGGCUUGUAUGUGUGUGUAAACACGUGUUGUGUAUGUCAGGGACAGCACAGAUAGGCCAGGAAUUGGUCCUGUCGUGGAGCUGUGGCGGAGAGUUCCUGCCGCCUGUUAGUCUGAGCAUGAGGCCAGCAGAUCUGUUUAUUGUAGCUAGUGACGGUUUCCACAAGCCUAAUGGGACUGACACCCCACUAAUGAUCUGAGCAUGUACCAAACCACCUUCCACAGUUAGCAGACACUGUGCUACCACAUAAAACCACCUCAAACACGAGCCAAACAGCAUACAGCACCAGGACGUCCAUUCUGUUUGGGUUUUUUUUCCCCUGCGCCUUUUAUUCCUUUUCUCUCUGUUUUAGUGUCAGCUUGUAGAGGUAGUUUAGUGAAAAAAAGGCCUGCUCUCUCCCAGCGUGAGGUAGCUUCCUUGUGUCUUAAUGGGAGGUGAAUGUGAAAUUAACAAUUUGAAUCUGACGAUGAAGGACAGCACCUUAAUAAGCACUUCUAAGGGCUCUGGUCUCUGGCCUCGCCUGCUUGCCUCCCCUUUGUUGCCAAAUUAAAAGGACAUGGGACAUGUAAUGUAAUUAGAGCUACUAGGGAGGGAGAGAGAGGUUGGGAGGAAGGGGAGCCGAGAAGGUAGCACUCUAGUUAAAGCAGAGAAGGGGGUCAACUGCACCCGUCCGAGUGACUGGGGGACCUCAGGGGGCCACCAUGGUUCAAGGGCAAAGGGAGGCUCUCCCCCACACACCAACUACAAACACACAUAUAUGCAUGUUCACACACCACACAUGCCCUUCCACACCAAAGCCGAUGAGUGAAAAGUGGAAGGAGAGGGUGUGAGGCGGUUGGCAGGCCGGCUUUGAUCUGUUGGUGUGGAGAGAUAUCCGGCUCCCCUUGGAUCAGAGUGGUCUUGUGCACACUGGAGCAGGCCCCCCUUUGGUGUGUGAUUGACGGCUGCAUGGCUGAAGGACUGAAUAAUCCACUCUAAUAAGAUGUAGGAAAUGGACCUCCAGCGUUCUCUCUGAUCCAGACAUCAGGACCACAUUGACAGCUUCUCUGCAACGGGAACAGCUGGGAACCAGAAAACAAAGCGUUACCUUGUGAGCUUGAAGCAGUGACUGGAAAACUGGAGCCGGGUUGUUUCAAAUAUUACUUUUGUCUCUGUCAAUAUAAUCAAUGAUACAUGGGACGUGUAGUACUUUUAAACAUUGUACACAACCUGAUGCAACUGUCCAAAGAACAGAUGCCUUGUGCUUUUCUACCCAUGAAUUUUAUGCCUAAAUAAUGAGUUAGGAUUAGAGCGGGCGUUGGGCAUUAUUUGACAAAAAGUACCGUCUUUUGUUUUAGGGUUUUAUGUUGUGAUGCUUCAUGUAAGUUGACACCUUCAACUAGGUUUGGAAACGUGUUAUCGAAAGUUUAAGAUGUUUUUCUACUUCUGCAUCAGCUGAAAUAUUUCCCAUAGUUUACAUUUAUGGCCGUAGAGGCAGUCAGUAAGCAAAAUUUGCCCACCUGGGCUGGGGGGGGGGGUCGUGUUGUGUUAGCUAAUAAUAACUCUUUCUUCUGUUGCUGUGGCACAAGGAUAGCAAUGGGAGUGGUUAAGUGUCUUGUGAUGGUAGGCGCUGUCUGUAUGCUAUAGCGCUGUUUUUUAGCUCCUGUUGGGAACUUUGAGUUUUGGCGCCCCCUGUGGGCAAAAGAGUCCUUGCUCAUCUUGUCUUCUACAUGCUUCAGUAGUGUUUUCUGACUAUAAAAAUAUCCUCAUCCCGAUUUUGACAGUCAAAUGUAUCCCUUAUUGUGAAUAUUUUAUGUGGACACCUCCCCGCUCACACCAAUUUCAGGCAUCAAAAAAUUAUUAUACUGUAUAAGAGUCAUCAGUCUUGUUGCAGAUGGUUUUGUUUGCUUUCUUCUAUCUUAAUAAGUCAUCAGUAGGAAUUUCAGUCUAUUUCAUUAACAUCAAAAACUCCUUACAGGAGCUUUAAGUCACAGCCAACUAGCUAUGACUGAAGUUGGUUUAAGCUUCUUCUGUGGUUUUAUCAGUAACUCUAAUUUUAACUUUUCCCUGUUAUUUGGGAAAAUCUUGUGGUGGCAUUGGCUGUCACUCUAAUCUAAUCUAAUAUUAUUGAACAUAAUCUAAUCUAAUCAGUCCCUUUUCUGCUAAUACUGAUCAUACAACUGUUAGUUAAUCCACCCAGACAAGGGCCUUCUCUCCUAUCUUUUUCUGUGCCCACUCUCUUUUACUAAAAGCAGUGUCGCUGCUGAGACACUGAACAGGAGUUCCUGUUUUGUCUGAGUCAUCUUCACUUUGUGCAUGUCUGCUUUUUACUGUGUGAGUCAGAUAAACAUGUGGAUGAAAAAGGUCUUGGAAAUCUUUGCUUUGCAUAUCAUUUCUGGGUCUUGUCCAUUAAUAAGACUGACUGCUUAUAAUGAAUGUCUUUACUGUUGCAGCUGUUCUUACCGUGGAUAACUCUGUGGUGGACUUGGAGACCAUCGAGGCUUUAUAUGAAAAUGUAAGUAUGAAGCAGCAGUUUGUGAUAUUUGGAAAUAGGAGGGAUGUUAUGUCCUGCUACAACCUUAAAAACAACAAGAAAACCUUUGAUUACUCCAAAUUAUGAUUGUGUAGGAUUUUUAUUUUACCAAUCACAGAUGAAAAUGGAUUAGAAAGUAGUGUGUACUUUGUCUUUCUGAGCACUUGUAAUAGUGGUUAAUACAUGAACUGUCAUACCUGUGCAGUUUUCAAAGAUAAAAGCCCACCUUUAAGGCUGUCUUACAUAUUCAUCUUUGGUAACAGGUAAUUAAACAGCCUAGUUUUUCCACAUUCUUAAUUUUUAAUGUGAAUAUUUCCAUUUUGAAUAUUAAUCCUAAUUAUUAGAGAUCUGUCUCAUGAACUAUUAAUAAUUGGUAUGGAUAUCAGCCCUGAAAAAUCAAUUUUGCACAACCCCUACCAUGAAUCACUGUGUUCUUGUGAAAGAUGAAAAAAACAACAUUGUGUCGACAUUGAUUUAUAUUAUCUGAUUUUUAUCUAAUUUUAUUCAUAAACAUUUUUUUUCUUUUUUAAAAAUUUUGUUUUGUGUUUGCAGAGAGCUACCAGUGAUGAGAUGGCCAAGAUAACAAAACAUUAUGAGACCUCCAAAGAAGAGGAGGUCAAACUGCUGGACAAGCCUGAACAGUAAGAAAUUUAGCGCUAUUUGAGACUAGGCCAAUAGAAUAAGCCAUGUAAACUUAUUUUUACUUUUUUUUUUUUUUUAAAUCAUGAAGAGAACAUCAGGGAAUUUAGAGAGCAUGUACUUUGUCAGUCUGAUUUUCCACCAAUUGAAUUAGCAAAUUUAAUUGAUUGUGCAGCGGUUUUGGCGGUUUCAGAGGAUGACCUGAAAGACAAUCUUUGAUUAAUCUUCUUUUUUUUUUUAAGUUGCACCAAAAACAUAAAAUGUAAAAGUUCUCUGUUGUUUUACACAUCAGGGCAUCAUUUGUCCAUUCCCCUCAUGUCAGUUUUCGUUUAAGUUUCUAUAAAUGUGUGAGAAAACAAAGCGUACACAGACAUUGUUUUAGUAUCUCAGUAGUUCCUGUCAGGGUCAAGUAGCCCCAACCAGCUAACGAGGCCCGGACCCAGCGGUGCCGCUCAACCUGGCCUUCCUGUUUCCAUGUUUGACCAGAGCUGUCAUUACGGCCGCCAGAGUCAUCCCUACUCAGUGUCUCCUUCCAUCAGAAGGGCCUAAUCACACAGGAUGUUACCGCUCUGCUCCCCUCUGACACUGCACUGUUUACAUAAGUCGUCCCGCAUCAGGCCAGAGCUACCUUUGAUCAAUCUGUGCGCGCCGCUCUCUCUGCUCUCCCUCCGUCCUCGACCCCGUGGAGCCUUCAAACCCAGCAGAGCAGCGCUGCUCAUGACUCUCAGCUGCCUGUGUGCUCGUGAACAGUAACAUUGACUCAGCCAGACGGCAUGGAGAAGCAGGGCCUGCCAAAAACCCAGAAUAGCUCUUCCUGUUAGGCAUUUUGUUUAAAUUUGUCAUAACACAUUACACCCCGGUCUCCUCCACCUCUUCCUCCCCCCACUUUUGUCUCCAGGUUUCUUUAUGAGCUUUCCCAGAUUCCCGACUUCGCAGGCCGAGCGCGCUGCAUCAUCUUUCAGUCAGUGUUCCUCGACACCAUCGCCUCCAUCCGCCGCAAGGUGGACGUCAUCUCAAACGUCUGCAAAGUAAGAGCAGCAUGUCAAUAAACCCUGCCUCAGAAGUUUUAAUAAGCUACACGAAGGCUUACUAUCACAACUGUGUGUUUGUGUGUUUCAGGAUCUGUUAGAGCGUGAAAGUUUACGGGAUGUUAUAGGUCUUGUUCUGGCUUUUGGGAACUAUAUGAACGGAGGGAACAGGACGAGAGGUCAGGCUGACGGCUUUGGACUGGAGAUCCUUCCAAAACUUAAGGAUGUGAAGAGCAAGGUAACAAACAGCUUUAGAUUUGACAUGAAAAUGUAGUAAUUGUUGUAAUAAUCUGGCAAAUAUGAGCCAGGUUCAGUCUGAUCGUGAACUCUGAUUUUAUUGUCCAUAUUUCAUCCUCAGGAUAACUGUAUGAAUCUGGUGGAUUAUGUUGUUUCAUACUACCUGCGUAAUUUUGACACGGUAAGGAGCUGUCAGUCAAAAUGACCAAAUGUUACCCUCACAAGAAGAACUACUCAAUACUCAUAUCUUAAUGUAUUCCAGAAUGCCGGCACAGAUAAGAGUGUGUACCCUCUGCCAGAGCCUCAGGAUUUCUUCCAGGCUGCUCAAGUGAAGUUUGAAGACCUUGCCAAGGACACCAGGAAACUCAAGAAAGAUCUCACCAGUAAGACAUGCCCUGUUGUAUAAGUACACUUUUUCCUGUUUCCAAACCGGUGCAUCGUCACAGUCCUGUCCUCUGAACAUCCUGUGACAGAACAGCUAGCUUACAAGAAUCCAAAUUGCUGUAAUGGAUUCUUAAGCAAGCGAGGACUCCUAAAAAAAAAAAAAAAAAAAAAAAAAAAAGCAAAGUCCAGCUCACUGAAGGGGCAUCAGGGAUAAUUGCCCGAUAAAAACCUGAUUUGGGUGUUUUGUGCUCAAAGGGCUAUGGGCGCCGAUCCACUAGGUAACCAGGCCAGUCAGCCACUCAGUCUUGGCCAGGGCCAUGCAGAGGUUAAAGGCGAUGCACCCCUGUGCCCCUCGUGUCUGUGGUUAUUUAAAUCAACCAAUAAUACGGCAUAUGAAAGCAAUUAGAUAUGCUCUACAAGUCUCCCCCUACGUUUUUUAGAUUGCUGUUAAAGCCCUCUCCUCUCUGACCUGGGGGAAAAAUACAAAGAGUCUACUAAAGUACCCAGACCCACCUCAAGCUGUCACUCAUUUAUUAGGAAAAAUGGAAGAGCUGAAGACAAUAAAUGCAACAUAAGGGCCCUCGUAUUUGAUCUCAGUCUGGCACAGUAUUCCUCCGGGGUAUUAGCAUCACAGGGCGGGUGUUGAAUUCUGGAUGUUUGGUGAGCUCCACCUCUGACUCCCACCAUUUUUAUCCUCUGCAGACGCCAGGAAUAAAUAUUUAUGCCUGGCUAUUAUAAACCUGCCUAAAGAAAGCAAGUGGUCUUAAUUAUGAAGCCAACACAGAUCGCUUCUAUUUGCAGUGUGAAUUGUGUCACUGAAUCACGUUUUACUUGCUCUGUUAGACUGAAACAAGCGCAGCGUAGCCCUCACUUGAUCUUGAGGUGGCGACUGCAUUGUCUUGCCCUACAGGCUUGGGGUCAAAGGUCAGGAGACUUUAUGCCAGCAGUCAGAAACUCACCUCUCGUAGCAUAAACUCCCAGAACAUAAUCUGUUGGUGUUAAUCAAACGUAGUAUUUUUUCAGGAUUGUCACACACACCUCUGUUUUACUGUGUGUGACUGUGUGUGUGCGGAGUCUUGUCAGUGAUGCUCAGGAGCAAGUCCCCAUCUACUUGGCUGCCCUCUCCUUCACUGGCUUGUGCAGAAACAUGAUCCUCUUUUGAUGGGGCUUCCUGUUUGGGGAGAGGGUGAUGACCUCUCCUUGUGCUUCUCUCAGAGGGAGAGGGAUGAGUGGGAGGCCACAAGGAGUUAAACCCACUGGAGGACUCCCCGUAACGAUCCUCUAUUCUGUUUCUGUGUCAAAUCUUAGCUUUAAAACUAAGAAUCCACAUCAAUAUUUUGAUUUUCGUAACUUGUGCAGCCUGAGUCUUAAGCCCAAGGCUGAUCUGCAGAUCAGACCAGCAACCAGCUACAUAAAGAUCCAUUUAACUGCCGCGUAAUUGGACUUGACAGAGAGGCAGGGACGUUACCGAAUGAAAUAGGAUCAAAUAAAAAGAAACAGUCAGAGCUCAUUUGCUGCUCAGGGGAGUUUAGUGUUUCACUGAAGGCCUGGCCCAGGUUGGGCAUUCAUCACUGUGGCAAAUCAGACAGUGUCCUGAUUUUAAAUGGCCUUUAAUGUCAGGUUCAGGCAGGGCCUUUAGCCUGAGCUCUGCUUUAUGGCGGAGGCUCAGCUACACCGGCAUGUGUGAAGUCAGAGAGCUGAGGUACCAAAAAAGUAAUGUCCUGAAUGUUCAGUGUGAUUUAGAGUGUCAUCCAAGACAAGGUUCUUCACAUAUUCAGCUCAUCUCUGAUUGAUGGUUUGGCUCCAUCUUUUGUUGAUGAGGGAUGUUGAUGCUUCCAGUACCCCCAUUUGAUGAAGGGGUCUAUCCCCCAACAUUUCAUCUGAGUCCUCCUGGCUCAUGUUAGUCUUCUCCUACAGAAGUUAUUUACAAGGCUUAUUAUUUGAUGGAUUACUGUUGAUUCACAAGCGGAGGAAGAGGUGAGAGUACCUUACCUUUUCCCCACUGAAGCCAUCUCCUGGCUGGCCUCAACAAGGAGGGAUAGGAGGCUUUAUCAUCCCACAGAGCUGAGCUGGAGGUUUGACGGUCUGCGGUCUGGAGAUAAUUGGGGAUCAGAGAGAGAAUACACUUUUCCAGGUAUAAAUUAUUAGCAUGCGCCAGAGCUGGAGAGCUGCUCUGGUUUUAACCUCCGAUGAUGAUCAGUGGAAAAAAAGCUGAAGAGUUUUCUCCGAGAAUAUUUGUGUCUCGCACACAGAUAUUUUUCAACCUGGAAAAUAACAAUAUGUGACAUUAAUUAUUGCAUUAGCUGGAAGUGUCAUUCUGCUGGCAGCUGUUGAGCAACAAUGAAAUCACUGGUGUAUCAUCAUGUGUUUCUCUGUCUACUAGUGUGCUUCCUCAGUCUCCACUUUUAAUAAUGAUCCAGACCUACAGAGACAGGAGGUGGCGAGGCGUAGAGACAGAAACAUUCAUCAAACAGCUACUUCAGUUCCUGGCUCUGUCAUCCACUUCUUCAGCCUUUUCUCUAAUCCUCUGAAAGUUGUGCAUUGUCUGUGAUUCCUGGUAGCUGCAGCAGGGGCUCUUGCUUACUGUGGUAAAAUCAUAAGUACAUACUAACAUCAAAGUAAACCACACAGGGCAAGUUCUGGAGCACAAUCCUGGCUUUUUGUUUGUUUUUCUUCCCGUUUACUUCACCGCUGCCCCUCCUUUACCCGCAGUUUGUUGUCAUGUUACCUCAUCUUACACAAUACAUCGCCAACUCACUCCCAUUAAGACGUGAUGGAUUGGGGAAUCUUUCUUCUGGAGAUAUGAAGUAAAAGCAUUGUUUUGAAGUGUUGCUCUGGUUCCUCAAAGUAUCAUCUCUGAUAUACUUUGUUUAGAGCUCUAAUCUGGCCCGGCAAAAACUUGAGGAUCCUCUCUUUUGGCUGCUUUUACAUAGUCCACAGAAUUUAGUACAAACAGCUCUUCCAGCUGUUGAUGCACCAGUAUGGCUGAGUGUCUGUAUCAAUCAGCUGUAGCCCUGUUGACAGAUAUUAAUAAUCACCUAAUGAUCUGAAUUUCACUGAUGGCAGUAUGUAAGAAAUAUUGUUUGCUAACAUCAGUGGUGAUGAGGAUUAGCAGUUAUCAUUUGAAUUUGAGGUUAUUUUUUAAGGUUUCAAAAUUAAUGUAAAUGUUGGCAAAAAAAAAAUUUCCAAGGCCUAAAUGACUUGUUGUCACGGAAAGUAAUUUGGGUCCCUGACCUGGUCAAGCGGAAAUAAUGAGAGCAAUAGCAACAAUCAACAAUUAAUUAAAAGAAGGAAUCAUCCAUUAGCAAAAUCUAAAUUGUGUUUUGUUUUUACAUGUAUGUAUAUAAAUAUAUAUUAAUUUAUUUAAUUUGAAUUUUUUUUCCUUAAAUAUAAAUAAUACCAAACAUAUAAGCAGACACAGGCACAUCAAGUGAGGUUCAUAAAUGUAUUAUUUAAUAUCAUGAAUUAGACACUCCUUUUUUUAUUACUCGUAACCACUUUUCUUUUCUGUCAAGUAAGUUUCUGUCGGUGAUCAGCCCCUGAUGAAAGCCUUCGGUACCCCUGAGUACAUGUGACAGUAUUUUCUUUGGUUUGAGUACCACAUUGUAAUGUCAGGUGACCCUUCAUCUAACUAUCUGUGUAAAAUAAUGGGCCAUGCAGCAUAUAGAGAAAUUCUUAGGACAUAUCUCUGCUGCCAUGUCUUUUUUUUUUUUUUGUUUGUUUGUUUGUUUUGUAUUUAACAGCUUUUUUGGGUUAUUCUUAUUUAAUUAUUUAGAUUUUCUUCUGUUAAAUAUUGAUAUACUUAAAUUGAUUUUUUGUGUAAUGUUUUUUUUAACUUAAACGGAAACGUCACUACUGACCUUUUUUGCAUGUAAGUGUCAUAAUAAUAAUAAUAAAUACACUCAAACUUUUGGGCAUUCAAAAUGAAGUAAAACUCAGUUUAGCUUCAUUUUUGAUAUGUAAAAUCACAGGUUUUGCUGACAGAAUACAUCAUUGCCUUAUAAAUAAUUCGACCUGGGUUUUGUAACUUAUGAUUCAAUCAAACUUUGGACAAAAGUUGGAAAAAGUUUUUAGAAAUACUUGUUAAAGGGACAAAUUUGUGAUUCUCAUAUUUUUACUUUCUUUAUAUGCAAGAAAGAGAAAUUGCUCAAGUACAAAAACUUGACACAAAAUCUGACUGUGAAAUAUUCUUUCUUUAACAAAGAAUGAAACACAUUGAUUGCUCACUUUGACUUCUUCCUCUGCUUCUCUCUGAACAUCCAUUCAGCUUUAAUUUUGGCACUUUUCAGAUCCUCUAAACUGAAACUAGACGUCUGUCAUUUAUGUGAAGGCAAACCCUCUCAGAAAAGGCGCACCUCCUAAAAACUGUGUCAUCACUCUAAGACAAUGUCUCAAACUGGAGCUUUUGGUUUUUUAUUCUUUACAGCUGCUGUGUUUUUGUGGGCUUCCUCCUUGCGGCCUUUGCUGUCUGGACCACAUUUGGGAGAGAGCCGCCUUUAAAUUGUAGACUUGCUGUUUUGAACACUGUUUUUAAUGGGUCGUUUUGAGUUGGGGGAUUUCUGGUGAGGAAACGCGGUUUUGUCCAAACAGGAUAUUUUGGUCGUCAUGUUUGGUUGCCGAUCUCUGUUUUUUAUUUUGAUAACUGCUGCCUCUCCCUAUUCACAAAUUUUAAAAGAGUCCUGGAAUCCAGACACUGAGGCUGUGCGUUGUUACUUCUCAACUUUAAUGCUCAGACGUUGUGUUUCCUGUCUGAUUUACUAACACAGCCAAUAAAUAAAAGAAGUAAUAGACUGAGUUCACUGAGUUGCAGGUGCAGCUGCUCUGCAUGCAAACAUUUGAGAGCCAAACUCGGAUCUAAAAGCAGCCUCGCAGUGAAGUGAGACUGCGGCCAGACCUGUUAAUGCUCUUGUUGUGUUGCAGAACUAUUUAGCUAUGCAGUCAUAAGCAAGUAGAGGUAUUUAUUGCAGCCAUUAAUGACUAACAGGUUGGAGCAAUGUGCCAAAGUUCUUUUACCAGGCGUCUGUGUGUAUAUUAACCCGGUUACAGUUGAGAGGAAAUGGGGAAGGUUCGGCUGGAACACGCUCAGUCACGGCUGUUUCCUCUCAGCUCGUGCGAGUUGGCUCAUUUGGCAUCAAGCAGAAAACAAAUCCACUAACAGCAAACACACAUCUGCUGCACCCACAUGUAUGUUAUUAAGACAUCAGGUUACCGACAACAUGGAGAAAAAUAUUCAGGUACUACUGAUUUGUAAACCCAUGUAUAUUCUCCACCCAGGAGUGUAAGGAGGCACAGAUUUGAUAACUACAGCAAAUUCAAACAUUAUUUUUUGUUGAAAUUACCAAUGCACUGUUUUACAUCAAUAAUUUUCUGUUAACCAGUGCACUGAUUCUUUCAACAAAAAUAUUUUAUUUAGACUUUUUUACCAUAUGUUCCUCUGUAAUUAAAGGAUAACACAUUUCCUGUUUUAACUGUAUUUUUCUCUGUUAUUAAAUAUAUAUAUAGAGAGAGAGAUAUUUAAUCAUGUCCCUUUAAUCUAUGUUUUCCUCUUCCAGCCUGUGAGAAAGAUGUACAGAAGGUGUGUGCCAACUCUUCAGAGAAACACCUUGAGCCCUUCAAGAAGAAGAUGGAAGGGUUCGUUUCUGCUGGUGAGUCACACUAAGAUUCAGUUUUUAUUUGUGUUCCAGCAAGGAGGAGUGAGGUCCAGCACAAUUGACAAAAUAAUUUUUUUUCUUUUUUUUUUUUAUAUUUAAGAAUCUCAACUCGCUGCUAGAGUCGACAUAGGCUGGGAGUGGACAUGUAGUUCAGAAUAGCAAGAAUUAAGUGGCAGCUAGCUGAAGAGUAAUUUCUUCUCGUGAAAAUUUUUAUUGAUUUUAAAGCUUGCUAUCUUUCCCUAAGGGAAGCACUGUGUCUUGACAUGGUGUCAAUCAAACAUGCUGAUUCUGAAUGUGAACAAAUUGACUUUUCAUUCAAUUUAAUUCUCUGGACUUGUUCACACUGAAUUCAGUCAACCAAUAUGGGUUUCCAACAGCAAUACCGAUAUUUAGAGAGCAGGUCAGCCAGUGAUCAAUAUAGGAUGCUGAUAUCAUGUCGAUGUCGUUUCAUUUCAUAAUUCUACACACAUUACAAUCUAACAUACAUGGUUAUCUGACUAAUCAGGCUGAUUAUUAUCAUUUUAACAGCAUCAUAUCAGCAUUAGCCCUCACAAGGCCAAUAUCACAAUAAACCUUUGUAACACUAACACAUCUUUCCCAGUGCCCAUUAACAGCAUAUCAAAACCAAAACAGUCAUUUACAAAUGUUUUGAUAUGGUAUUGUAUUGUAAUUUUUAGAAUUGACAACAAUAUCAGCCGUAUCUAUGUCUUUCCAUUAAUUUAUCAGAAAUUUAUCGAAAACAUAAAACUGGCUGAGACAACCAUGUUGAUUGGAUUUUGAUUAAACUAUCACUCAAGUUCAGUUAUUUUGUAUUUGAUUUGUUAGUACUAUUAAACUGUUGUAUUUUGUGAAAAAAAAAGGAACUUCCCCCCCGCACCGAUUCCAGACAAUUAAAAUAAGGGUACAAAAACUGACAGUCUUGUUGCUGAUGGUCUUGUUUGAUUUUGUAUAUUGUUCGAAACCGUCAAUAUGAAUUUCAGCAUAUUUCAUUAAUGUCAUAAACUCCACGCAGGAGCUUUAAGCCAGAGGGAAUAUUAACUUCCAUUACUCUUUAAAGAAUAAAAUAGUCUGUAUCAAACAUUUGACAUUAACUGUUAGAUUAGGUCUUCUGCCAUUAAAGGGAUGUUGAUGUUGUUUGACAACUGCUAAAAUGGCAAGGCUGCCUGCAGUGUCUGCAAACAUGUAUUGAUCCUUAUUUUCAUGAGCUGAUGACAAUAGUUUUCAAAAUACCAAUAAUAGACCUAACCGAUUAAUCAGUCUUUUUCUGGUUGGUCUUUCUCUGGUUGCUCAUAUUUUAAUGGAGAAAAAUCUAAUAGUAACAAAAAUUACCCUUCAGCAUCAGAGGACGAUAACCAACGGAAGGAAAUCCUUCUUCAGAACUUCAACGUGCUGCUUUAAGCAUCAUACUCCUCCAUUUGUUUCCAUCAUUGUGAAGUUAAACUUAGACAUUUCUUCACAUGAUGUAACUUAACUCGUGGCGGUCAUGAGAGGCCACAAACAGUAUUGAUCUGCCUGCACCCUUUCCUCAACGCUCUACAGGCUUCACUGAUGUUUGCCCUCAGCCCCCCUCCUCCAGCCGGCCUGUCCCAUGUAAAGCUCUGAAAGGAGCAUGAAGAAAAUUCUUGUUGUCUACAAAGAUGAAACAGUAUUUCUGACUGAGGAUUUAUGACUGAGGAGAUAGUUAUGAAACCAAGCUUACAGAGCUAGAAAAGCCCUGUGUUGCCCUGAUGCCCUGCAUGGGACCUUUAAAAGGAGGAAGGUAUAAUUAUGUGUUUUUGCCAUGUCAGACAGUCAGCUGGUGUGUGUGUGUGUGUGUGUGUGUGUGUGUGUGUGUGUGUGUGUGUGUGUGUGUGUGUGUGUGUGUGUGUGUGUGUGUGUGUGUGUGUGUGUGUGUGUGUGUUUUGUACUUGCUGGGAGAGGGCGUCUUGGUGCCCUGUAAGACAGCAUGAAGACAGGAGUCUACAGGCCUGUAGAAGGGAUCGCGUUGCCUCUAACAUGGUUCUCAUGUACUCACGGCUUCCAUAAAGCUGGCGGGGCAUCUCUGGCUGCGGCCUUGUAAAGACUGGCCGGCCUAUGUGGAUCAGGCUUGGGGACCACCGGGACUGGAGCAGGACUGGCAUACUCAUAUUAAUACUUGUGUCCCCUUGUCUCAUCCAGGGUAGUUACACCAACUCUAAUAGUGUAAUCAUUUCAGGAAGAAAGGAAAAGAGGUGACUUUGCACAGGAGUAAUGGUCCUGUUAUCAUUUAAGGAAAGGUCUGGGAGGAAAAAGACAUCCAUCAAAUUUUUGUCAUCCUCAAAACUUAAUCUCCAUUCCAAUGAAUGUAAUCUGACAUUUUUUACCAGAUGGCCUAGUCUCUCUCUUUUGCUGCCAUAACACUUGAUUCAAUUACAUUUGGAUGAACUGGGACAAACUGAUCCCAAGAACAGAUCUAGCCAAAUGAGAAAAUCCUGGAUGCUGUCAGUCUACAAACCCUGUUUUAGAUGAGCUGGGACAUUGUGUAAAAAGUUACUUAAAACAGGAUUUGAUGGGUUAUAGCUCAUUUAAAGCCUAUAUUAAAUAAAAAAUAAUGCUGAAAUGCAAAAGAGUUAUUGUUAUUUAAAAAAGUAGAUGAACAUUUGAAGUCUGACACAAGCAACGAGUGUCAAAACAGGGUUGUGUAGGUUUUAAAUGAUUGAUCGCCUAAUGUAUAAUGCAGAUUUCACAUUGUGUUGUUUUUUAAUUUUUAUGUUCGUUUUGUCUGAUUUGGCAAAAUACAAAAAUCAAAUUAGACUGACUGACAGAUUUAAAGCAAAGCUGCUGACCUCCAGUGAAUAUUUAAUAAGAUGGCUGCAGAUGGAGAUGAUGCAAGUUUCAGCUUUUCUAUUGGAAAUCUUUGAUUGGAUCUCGAUUAUCAAUUAGCCAUGAUGAUAAUAUUGAGGCGAGGGACAAACUUUGCUGUCUUUUCCUCUAGCACAAACAUUUCAAUUCAGACUUGGGAUAUAACUUGUGUCAUGUGUCAAGCAGCAUCAAGCCAAGUGGAUGCUUUGCUAUCACUCAACUACACUUAAGGAGGGAAGCCUGCAUUACUUCCAGAGGAUACAGAGUCAGAUUAGGUAUCUCACAGUGGGAUUGUAGUCAUAUGUUCAUGGCGCAAAGUAAAAUCACUGUUUGCAGAACCAUUACUUAAAGAUGUUUGUGAUCACAUACAGAGUCUGUGCUGGCAGACUUGAAAUGAGUCUAGCACAGCAUUGUUCUCAUUAGUUCCUCCACCUUAAACCCGUCUGAAUACUGAGGCCUUUCCUGAGCUUUGUUCAAUAUCACAGAAUCUUUGAAAGCUUUUAAAACCGCUGUGGCUGCCACCGGCUACAAAAUGAACCGAGUCUCCGACGGCACAUCUUGAACAUAAACUUUCCAAUGGAAGACUUGUAAACCUUUCUAUAAUAAACAGAAUUCCUCGAACCGUUGCCUGUGCGUCGGGGGGAGGGAGUGGUGUGUAAUCAUCAUUUGUGAUGAUUCCAUGACUUCAAAAGGCAAAACAAAGCAACAGUGCUCACAUCAAACCCAGCUGAAGCUCUUAAAGUCUGACUCAUCAGCGAAUGCGUGAAUUUCUCAUCCAGGUAAAUGAUCCGGAGGCUGACCGCAGACUCAUGUGUUUGACACAUGAUUUUAGAUAUCGAAAUUCACUUCAAGGAAACAGAAAUGCAUCAUCACAUCCUCUGUCAUGCAACUUCUUCCUCUUACAAAAAGAUCAAAGUGGAUCAGCGAUAAACACUUUGUUCUGAGACUUGUGUUUCAGAGUCGCGCUGACCUGUGACCCUGUGGAGACGCUCUCAGCAGGGUUUGGAGGUGAACCCAAACACCCUGAGCUUUGCCUUGUAAACUUGCUUAUGUGAUCUUACAUGGAAACCUCCACAAAUCAAGUAAUCUGUUCUUCUUGUUACUACUCUGAUUUUGAGCUAAGUCCGGUCCACACCAUGACUUGUAUAAAACAUGCAGACUCAGUGUUUGGUGAGCUCAUUUGCUGGCAUGUGUCUCUGCAUUUCGCCAGUAAUUUCUGGGAUAAAGCUCAUAAACAAAGACGUACCCUCAGAUCAGCCUGUGUUUGUCACAACACCAAAUCUACCACCUUCUCGUUUCCUCUUUUUAAUAAGCUCUUUGAAACCUCUGGGGAUACCCUGUCUGACAUAUUUCUUUGUUAAUUAAAAACAAUUCCCUUUCAUUCAAUCAUCUGGCUCUCCUAUAAAGUACACAUGUAUCAACACAUCCUCACGCUUUCUUUGUUGUCAGUGAGUCACACCCCAAUUACCAGAGCACCACUUGUCCAGAUGAUCAAGGAUUACGUAAAUCAAAUAGAAUCUGCCGAUAAUAGCUGACCGGGGAGUCUGUUUUUGAUGAAGAUAUAUUUGAAAAGGAGUGGGAUCAGGAAUCAGAGGGGAUGCUUUUUAGAGAUCCUGAAAGUCCCCAGCAUCCUUCUUAGUCAUUCUUCUCUUUGUUAUCUAGCUGCAGCGGUUUGGAAAGUGUGUCAGAGUUUUAAAGCCCUAAUUUAUUAUCCCUCUCAGCAUGCACAUCUCAUAACUUUCUAGUUAGCGACUACUGGUUUCAUGUUUACACUGGGAGCCGAGGAAGAGAAACUUCACACAUCCUCUCUCUCUCCCUCUCUCCUUCUCUUCCUUGCUCUCUCUCGGCCUCUCAGCUUCAGUGCCACCUCUGCAAAGUCGAGGGGUACCUCAGGCGCCAGCCUGACCCCCACUGAGACUAACACCAUUGGUCACGGCCCCUCUCCUCACCCCUCCCACCCCCCCACUCCCCUCCUUGUACCCCAGACAUGGCCACAACCUCCCUUCAUUAGGUUCACCUUCUUGCCCACAUACAUGAGGAAAAAAGUAGUGAAAGCAAGUGGGGUGGUUGGUUGGAGGCUUAAGCUCACCUUCUCCCAGAAGACCCCCAAACUUUUCUUUGAACAAUUUUUGGAGACUUCCCGCUCUUAAAUCUUCAAGUAGAAAAGGUCCCCCAUCAUUGUAAAAAGGAUGAAUCUGGAAAAAUGCAAUAAAUCUGAGAUCACAGGCUCUCUCUGGCCCUAGAUAAAUUCUUGCACCUCGGCCUGGCCCGCCGCACACAUCUGCCUUGCAUUUAGACACUUUUACAUGGCAGGAGUCCACAGGAGCCUCCAGUUCCCAAACUUCUAUGCUCAACCCUGCACCCCUGCCACAGCUCUGCUCAGAACAUGCACAUGUAUGUCACCACAACACACACACACACACACAAACAGACCACCGCUCCCCACCCUGAGCCCAGGCGUCACACGCUCACACUCUCAUGCGUCAACGCACAGAGGCAUGUCAAACUUUACAACGUGCUUAACUGUCGCUUGGGUAACACACUCGCUGCAAAAAUGACAUCUCAACCCAGAGCCCCUCUUCCUCUCCUCUUCCUCUGCUAGAAACUUUAACAAAGCCGUUUAAGUGCAGCGCCCCCAUCUGGGACCAGUACUUUCGGUCUGUUACUCUUCGAUAAGUCCCAUAAGUUGCCCCCUCAAGCUAAACCUGAUAUUCUCUCUGUCUGUAACAGCUCAAGAGGAUCAUUCAGCAGAAGUGGACCGCCUCAAUGCAGCUGAGAAAAGGUAAGAGACAACUUAUCAACUUCAAACCCUAGUGGAUUUAGCACCAAGGUAGUGUGUGAGUAAGAAAAUCAUAGAUUAUGUAGCUCAUAUCUGAUGGGGCGAUUGCUGCAUCAGGUGUCGCUGUCUGUUCUUGUUACAGUUGCUAUGCUGGGCUGGGCUAAUCCUAUUGGUUGUAGAUCCAGGGGCACUUUCAUAUGCAACAGUUGCUAAAAACCUCUGGAAAAAUGACAUGAAUUGAGUGUUUCCAGACACAUUUACCAAGGUCAGGCAUGUCAUGAGUGGUACUGUAACAACAACACACAAAUCAGAGGAUACCAGCUGCUCCCAUACAGCUGCAGUCUGCGUCGCACACUGCAGCUAUGUCUCACUAAAUACCCACUUUCUUUAAUUUCCAGAAGUUAAACCAGAAAUCCAGAAAAGCAGAUUAGAAGCGUUUUUAAUUACAUAUUUCAACUCACGUUGCUUCUCUAUUGCAUACUGAUAAAACUCAUUAUGUGUUUACCUCAUCAAAAUGCAUGGUUGGCAUUUCAGGGGGUAGGGCUGAGCUGAAAUAACAAACUCUACAGCCAUUAACUGAACCAACUUAAUAAUGUUUAGCAAAAUAUGCUAAAAAAAUCCAUUAAACUAAGAUGCAAAAAUACGACGCAUGACCAUAUAUGGGUGUACCAAGCAAAAGUCAGGUUGAUUUUCAUUCAUAUAGCCAGUUAACUGAUAACUGCAGGAAGAGAACAAGUGCGUUAUGCUUAGGAGAAGUGCACAGAUUACUCAGAUUUUCUUAAACUAGCUAAAUAACUUGGUCUUCUAUGUUAUUUAGCUUUAGUUGACCGUGUCUGCGGAGGUUGAUAUUGCAGCUUCUUUGCCGGUUCUUCGGCUUGUUUCUCAACAAAGGGGUGGAGCUGACCAAUAAUGCGCUUAUAAACGACAAGCACUUUAUGCAACUCCACUUCUCAAAAAGAAAAAACUCUGUCUCUUUAAGGACAGAUUUUUUAAGUCCAAACCCUUCUCUUAUCUGUAUUGAAAACAAAUGAAGUAAACACCAUUUGUCACCAGAACCACUCUGGUUGUGAGCAUACCCUCACCAUGCAGUGUGAUGCAUUUUAAGCUUCAACACCCAGCUCUUCCUCCUCUGUAGUUCCUAUCAUUCGUAUCCGCCGUGUUUUGUGCAGAAGACUCCCGAGAGUCUUCUGAGAGGCAUCUGAUUUAUAGGCGUGAGACACACUGUCCGAGUGAAAUCAUAUCUGGAACAUUUCAUAUUGGAAAAAGAUGGUGCAGCAGACAAACAAAGCGAAUAGAUUAUUUUUGCCUUGUUUGGAUAAAGAGCGGAAUUGUUUGCUUUAUAUUCCAAUGCGCCCACUUUCAGAAUGAAUCAUGAAAGCACAUAAAGGAGAAAGUGAAAGACGCCGGACACAGGGAAAUGGAUACUAUAAACAAUUAAGAAGUUGAUUGCUUUAGACAAAACUAUAACUCAGCUCGUGAUUCCAAACUCCUCUCUUUUGUUUUGCUGUUUUUAGGCCAGGAGAAGUCCUGUCUCCUUGUUGCAGAAAAAUAUCUCCAUGCACUGACCUGGUCCCACAUGUUUAUAUGUGUAUGUGUGAGUGUGUUGUUUUGCCUCUCGUGCCUGAGUGACACCACUGUAAUGAAGGCGUUGAACUUGAGGUGGAAUAUUGAUCAAAAGGGCCCCGCGGCUGACAGCACCUUUUCUUUUAAUGAAGUUUUCCUUUAAUUUCAUCUAAAGAGGGGGCUGGCUGACUGGCACUAGGUGGAGCAGAAGUUAGGAGGGGAGAGGGGGGGGACUUUUUUCUCAGGUUCCCACAGAGUCACCUCGUAAAAGUGACACGCUGUUGAUGAAUAUGGGCGUCAGCGGGCUCUCUGGGCCCUGGGUGGGCUCUCACAUCUGCACUGGAUGAGGGAUCUUCACACACGGCAGCAGAAGUCCAAAAACAUUCUGGCUGAGUGUUAAUAAAGGAAAUAGACAACACAUCUUCAUUACCUCCCAAUACCUCGCCUUUAGGAGCCUGUGGGUUCAGACACUUAGGAGUCAAAAUCAACCACCAGUUGGAAAGACCGAGCCUCAUAAAUCCUCAACAGGAUAUUGACAGAAGCCAGGGAUCAUUAAGGCAGUUACAAUUAAUGAAAGUUAUAUUUUCCUUAUAUUUAAAUGUCUAAAAGGUUAGCUUGUAGUUUGUAUUGGUAUGGUUAGCAUUGGUAUAUUAUCAGCAAAGAGCAAUGAAACAACAACUUAUGAAAAGUUUCCCCUUGAGUGUAUCCGGCACAUUUAAGCUCCCAUUAGGGUGAAUAAUGGUGACUCUGAUGAUCCCAUAACCUUUUAUUUAGCACCAUCUUCAGGCUCAUGUUUUAACUGUUUACUACACUUUAGUCAACUCACACUGCUGUAUUGAUGGAAACUUUACUGCUGAAGACAUUGUUUGCCUUUGGUGUCCAGGCUCCAACCACAUAAGACCAACAAAUGUGAGAUUAGUGCAUCUCAAAUUGCUUGCCUGAACUAGCCCGCAGGAAUGGAUCCAGUUUGAUUUGUUAUCUGUGUUUGCGAAAGUUACUAAUUUGCCAAAUCCAGAAUAUUUACCCUUAUGGGGAUUUACUCCAUCACCUAAAAUGCCAGUAAUGUAUUCCUGUAACAAACUGAGUUAAAAGAGGCGCACAGUGUUAAUUUUGUGGUCUGGUCUGCAACAGGUGCGCCAUAAAUCUCUCUGCCUCUAUGCUUCCUCCACAAAAAGAUGUCCAAGUAAAUAAAACUAAGGAUUAUAUUGAUCAUACAUCACUGGAGCUUUUUGUCCUUAAAAGCCACUGUUGCUCUUUUAGCUUCAUCAAUGAGAGGAGUGAGCAAGGGAGCAUUUAAAGUCUCACCACAGGAUAUCCCUAAAUACUCCCAUUUCUACUCACUGUGCCUUUAAAGUUAACCUGAUAAGGCUCCAGAAGAAGUGGACCUUUAACAGCCAAAGACUCUCAGCCUUGUUCCAGUAUUGGUCCAAAAGUAUGCGAAUCUGGUAAAGUUAGCUAUUUAAACACAGUUUAUUCAUGGGAUAUAUUUAGAGCAGAAUCUAAUAGGCACUGAAAUUGAACAGACGCUCGGUCUAACCAUCAAGAACCAAACCACACAAUACUUCAUGAAUGAAUCGUUAUCACUGUAAUUUCUGGUUAUUUUGUAUUCUGGGGAGUUAUUUUCUCAUUAUUGCCCAUCCAUGUCGAUGCUGAUGCCUGUUCUUCAACAUGCAGUCCUAAUUUGUCUGCCCCGUGUUUGGGUUCCAGCGAGGUUUUUCUGGUUCUGUCCUCAGUUCCGUCUCAUUAAGUUUGCUUCUCCCACAUCAUGCUCAAUUUCAUUUGGCCUCCACAGUCACCAUGCAGUUUAUAGUUUCAGAGAUGCCAGUUAGUUUAUUAUUCUGCUCGCCUAUUGUGUGACGGCUUAGUGCCUCUGCUGAAUCAGCCAACAACAGCGUGUUAACUCGUGUAAUCUUUCGAUUGGUGGAAACUAAAGAAUGCAGAGUUGUGUGUCUAAAUAUUUCCCCGAUUCUCACGGCUGCUCAUGGUUUUGUAAUGGUUCCUUUUUUUAUAUAGCUGUCAGUGAGGAAUGCCGGCUGUGGGUGCUGCAGUAAACCAUCUCACGGCAAAGGCAUCAUAAUGUGCAUUACAGAAGUGUGUGUUUGUUUGCAUGUGUGCUGGGGUAGAACAAAGGUCUGCUUGAUUGUGUUUAUGUCUUGUAGGUACACUCACAUGUGUGAGCGUGUUUGCAUCUGUUUUGAGUAAAUCUUUGUGUAUCUGCUUGUUGCAUGUGUUCAGGAGGGUAAAAGGAAAGGCACUGAUGCUUGAUUUGUGCAUUCUCUGACAUGAUGACCCAGGGUCAGGAGAGGAGCUGAUAGAGAGGAGACCCUGUUCAUCAUGCCAGACCAGGCCAGCUGCAGCGAAGGUCUGUUUGGUCAGUCUAAACAUCCAAGAGCCCCUGAUUUCUUUUGUAGCAUACAGAAUGAUCUACAGCGAAAUGACGCAUCACUGGGAAAUGUGAAGCAGGCUCACGCAGGAGCCCUCUUUGUUUUCAGCUUUCAGCAACGCCGUCUGGGCAGCAUAUUGGACCGUUUCACCCGGCAUGAACGUGUCUUGGAUUAGCGUCGCCAAAAGCCACCGAGCAUCUGGAGGUCAGAGCCGAUCUUAGUGUCAGUGGGACAAGGAGCAUCUCUUGAAUCAUAGCACUCUUCAAUCAGAGUUUUGACAGGCAGGGCUUGACAAUGUCUUUCAUGUUGAAGUAACGGAGAGAGUCUGAAGGGGUGGGCUCAGAGCCCAGUACAGACUCCAGGUUUGCUUACAAUUGAUUGAGGCAGACGAGCUGGCUUAUGACAUUGCUCGAGUAAGUCCUGUGAGUAAAAAUCCAGAAGCUGUUAUUCACAAAGAGCCAACAGAUCUCCAUGUUUUUGUUCAUGCACAUCUGCCUGAUUGUGCUCACAUGUGCGUAUAUCAUAUCCUAUUCACAUCUUUGAUUUUCUGCCAGCAAAUAUGUUCCUUGAGAUGUAUGAGUUCAACAGUAGUGUGUGUUUUAGGGUGUGUUUAUGUGCGUCGGUGUGUGUGUGUGUGGAGGAGCAGCAGCCUGUUCUUGGCUGUCUCUGUCUCCUCUGGCAGUCUUCCCCUGCAGGCUGUGGAGGUCAAUGUGAUAAUGGAGUCGCCGCUGCCGGCUCUCCCCCAUGGCCCAGCAGGGUGGACACUCUCCCUCCAGCUCCCAUUCUCGCCUCUUUAUCUGACUCUACAUCCAUCACUUUCUCCGCCUGUACUGGAUUCUUUUAACCUCCAUUUGUCAACGUUUCUCCGGCGUACACACCUUAGCUUCCCUGUUCUGUUUGACCUCUUUGUAAAUAAUUUUAGUUUGUAAAUCUGUCACAGCUCACUGAAACACUCAUCUGUUUAUGAAUGAGAUUAUUUAUAAGUGUUUAUGCAUGAUAAGACAAAACUGUUUGUGCCUCUGCUCUGUUUCCACCUACAGUUUCCAGGACAUGGUGAGCUACUUCGGAGUUAGGCCAAAGUCUGGGGAGAAAGAGGUGGCGCCAAAUCACGUUUUUAUGCUUUGGUACGAGUUCUGCAAUGACUUCAAGAAUGCCUGGGUGCGACAGAACAAGAACAUCUCCAAGGAGAGGUGGGUAUUCUUCCAAUUAUAGUUUACAUGUCAAGAAAUACAAAGAGUAGUUUGCAUGUCGAGAGGAAUGUGACUGAAAAAUUGUGUAUUUUUAAGGCAUUUUAGAGAAAUUGUUUAAGAAAUUUACAGUACUGAAUUGCAUCGUGGGGUAUGCAAGAACCAUUAGUUUGAUUUUGUUUUAGUCACCUUCUCUUUUUUGCCCUCCCCACAAAAAAGUAUGGUACUUACCUCUAAGUGAUGGUCAUAAAGACCUGACUCAUCCCGGUUUCCCUGAAGAAACAUGGAAAACGCUUUUGUAAAAUAAGCUUAGCAAACAUGAUCAUUUUAAAAAGGACUUAACCAAAGGAAUGAAAGUAUUCUGAGACAACUUUAGUGCCUUUUAGCACCAAGAGCUAUAAAUUUGUUGUUGCUGCCUGUUCAAAACUGCUGUCAGUGGACACAGGCCCUUGUCAGUGACUUAAAGCUCCAGUGAGGAGUCUUUUUAUUUUUUUCAUUUUUAUUAAAAAGGCUUAAACUCAGUGAUGCUUUUUUAUAAUAUCCAAAAACAACCAUGACCAACAGUAUGUGUGAUGAUUUUAAAAUUGUAAUUUUUAAUUCAGGAAAUGUGUCUGAGAGGGUAGGUGUCAGCCAAGCAGAUGAGAAAACAGCCCUGUUUUUACAACUUUCACAUUAAACAUUCUCAAAAAUAACACAUUUGACUGUCAAUAGUCAACAAGAUGAGAUUUCUUGGUCAGAUGACAUCACUUAGAGGGAUAUUCCGGCAUAAAAUUAAUUUAGGGUCAAACACACCAUUACAGCGAGUUGGACACCACCUCGAAAGAUGAAUACAGAGCGGUCUGAGGAGCUAUAAACAAACCUCAACCAAAACACCACUCUAUAGCCACAAAUAAUGGUCAGAACAGCACCUAACUUCAUCAACAGUACAUACAGGGUCCCAACCAUAGUACUAGCCACCAAACAUCUUUUUAGGCUUCCCUCAUUUCUUUAGCAAAGAGGCAAAACACAACUCACCCACUCUCCUCCAGCAGCCGCUUGUCUGUGGGGGAGCCCUGACGAGUCCAUCACCGAGUGUUGAUUUUAAAACAUCUUAUCUAAAACUCACUUUACAGUCUUUUUAAAAAAAAAACCUUUGGACAUCCUGUCAAGAGCACCUAUUGGGUAAGAGUGAUGAGCAGUAGCUGGUUAGGGAUUAAAUCAGAGAGGGACGCCCUCAAAGAGCAGGCAAACAGGAGCUGAGGCCUCAGCUCCGUCUGAAGGAUUGAGGUCUGAAUUUAUGAUGUUUCUUCUGACCUGAGGCGUCAUGUUGGGGGGGCAUUCCUCUGAGGGACCACAGACCCUCCUGGCGGCUGCCUGGCUUUACUAGUCAGUGGACCGAGGGACAGUGGCUGUUAAAGGCAGUGUGUUAUGGUAGAGCUGAUAAACAGUGUAAUGAUGCUGGACAUGCAGACUCUGUAAGAGAGCAAAACCACAUGAAGAAGUGGCCUUGUAGUUUUAAAUAUCAUGUGGUGCCUUCAUGGUUCAUCACACUCUGAUCAUGUUGAAUAACUGAAGAUCUGUCCACCAUGGAUCCAUGUGCUCUCUCUUAAUUGUUUAUCAGGUCAUCAUGCCUCACAUUACUCCCAGCUGAUUGUGCUUUUACACCAUUAAGUUAAUUUUAAAUAGUGUUUGCGCACUCAUAAAAGCCAAGUGUUUUUUAAAGGCUGCCUCAUUAUCUCAUCAGCCCACUGUCAUUCUCUACUGCCUCUCACUUACGGGGCUUUCACUGACCGCAAACUGCGCAGAGGAUCAGUGUGCAUCCGCCUGUGUGUGUGCAUGUGAGCAUGUGUGUAUGUUUAAGGCUCUACAUGGCUCCAUGACACAAGGUGCCCCCGGGGGAGACACUUAAAUGUUUUGCUCUUACUAACAACUUCAGAAGGUCGCAGUGAUGAGAGGCGUCUGACUUUACGUUGUUUUUUAUGAGUUGCACAAGUACGGUUUUCCAGAGGGGUUCAGUGUGCACUUUAAGUUAAAAAAAGGCUGCAAAUAUUAAGUCCAUGUGGAUUUUUUUUUCUCUUUUUAGGUUAAAGGAAGCUCAAGAAAACAUCAAAAAGAUAACAGCAGAGAAGAGAGUGGAAACUAAGAAGAUCAACGCUAACAGUCUUGUAAGAAUCAUUUGCACACAUUAGGAAAAGUCUGUUUUUUUUAUGAUAACAUCAGUUAACUGAUAAUCUUUUUGUGCUUUUAUUGCCAACAGAAAGAGAGGCUGCGGCAGAAAGAAGCCGCUGUGACCUCGAGCUGAAUGAAAUGACACAACAGAAAGAGAAAGAAGAUCGCAGAAUAAAGUGUUAAAGCUUUACUUCUCUUGCAUUAACCACCUGCCUCAUCAACUUCAGGCCUUCCCACAAUUUAAACCUCACCAGACUCUAACUACUCCCACUGCCAUAUCUCCAUCUUACUAACCUCUCCCCUUCCCCUCCCAAUGCUCCGCCGGCCUUUCGUCGAUCUCUUGCCAGACAGACAGAAGUCAGGCCUGCAGCAGGGAUGCAUGGCUGACACCAACACAGUGAUGAGAGUCUGAGAGGCCAUAGGUUGAUCUCAUUCAUCCAGCGUGGCGUGAACUGUGAGUGGCCAGCUUGUGAAAGGUCAUAAAGGGUCAGUAAAGGGGGGGCGGUCACAGUGAUUCCAGCUGACACAUUCACGAGGUUCUUUCCAGAUCUGCCAGAGCGGGCCCCUUUUUGUAAAGUUGCAUUUGAGAGCAGAAACAAAAAAGCUCCUACAGAUUUAAAAUGCUAAGAAGCAAAGUAAGAUAUCUCUGAAAGUGGUAAAAGAACCAGUUCCCAGUGUCCUUUGCUGUAGCGGAUAGCCCUUCAUUCACCACGGCUCAUUAAAAGUCUUGUAAAUACGUCAUGUUGUAGGAUGUGCAGGGACCUCGCAGCUUAUGAUGGAUGAUCUACACUCUCCUUUGAGUGCAGAUGAAGACGUGAGACGUGUAGUGUUUAAGUGUGUGCGCACCAAUCUGAAUGUGUACCGUUUUGUGUAGCUCUGCACCAGACCAACCUCUGCUGGGUGUUGACCAGAGAGGAGCAGAACCUAGCAGCAAGCCCUUGGCCCCGACACACUCACACAGACGCACUUUGGAAACAUUAGAAGAACACAACAGGAUUUUGGCCCUGCACCCAUUCACCUAAAUAUUGAAUAUGCAUUAUAGAAACUUGUUGAUCCUUUACAGAGUGAUGCACAUCACAUUGUGUUGUGCACACCUUUUAAGCACUUUACUGCUUGCAGAAGCUGUUUGUCGUAGCUCACUGAUAGCCACACUCUUCUGGUUUGCUAACGGCCUGUGUUUUUGCACUUUAAUUUGGACCUCUUUUCCUAUGCAAGGGUUUGGUUUCCUCACUGUAACAUUAGAGAAAGGCAUUGCUUCAGGUUUAUAUUUUUGAUUUCCAUGAAAGUAUAUGAGAGUGUUUUAUUUUGCAUACGAACGGUGAAUACACUCCUGUAACAUUCAAGAAAAGUCUAUUUAUGUAAGAGGAUUUAUUUUAAGCCAAAAACGUCAGCUGUGUUCCCUUUGAGGCUGUAUUUUUAUGAGUUGUGAUUGAAUAAGAUGCUGCCUAAUAGUGGAAUCAAAAGAAAGAUAUAUUUUCUCAAAGAACAAGAGCUAUUUGCAUUCAUUUGCAGUUAUUUUGGAGAGAUGAGGGUCAUAUUUUGUGUAUCGAGAACAUUUAAGCAUAUAACCUGAAGCCAUGUAAGUUGUAAUACCUCAAAGUUCCAGCGUCAGAGUUCCCAUAAAACUGCACCUUGAAUUACUUUUUUACCCUCUUAAAUCUUUAUCUGUGCCAUUUCUUUUUGUAUGAAAUUUUAAAUAUGUCAUAUACUGCUAUGUCUUACUUGAGAGGAAAAUGAAAAAAAAAAAGAGCUGAUAGGAACAAAGGACCUGCUGUAGCCUCUACUGUACCUGUGUUGGUUCAUGUAACCUUCAGUAGCUCUCAUGUAGGUGCUCUGUAAUUUUAUGGAAUUGUUUUAAAUUUCAAUAAUAAACUACUGGAUGCCGAACAAACUGGAACGAUGUCUGCAGUUUCAUCAGUCAACACAUUUACCAGUGUUUUCUUUUUUUAAAGCCCAGAGGUGCAACACGCAGAUGUGGUAUUUAUAGAUUGAAGCUGACUCACAAGAGGAUGUGAUGAGUCAUAUUUUGCUGGAUUUUCAAUAAACUUUGAGUCUGGG
Xyrichtys novacula (pearly razorfish) is the source of this 55048-nucleotide messenger RNA. Lineage: Eukaryota; Metazoa; Chordata; Actinopteri; Labriformes; Labridae. The record is from the annotation of a GenBank genome assembly.